Messenger RNA from Xyrichtys novacula (pearly razorfish), 55412 nucleotides. The record is from the annotation of a GenBank genome assembly. NCBI's taxonomy places the organism in Eukaryota, Metazoa, Chordata, Actinopteri, Labriformes, Labridae.
AUAUGAUAUCUAUGCCCGCACCACCGUGGCCUCUGAAAACUGCCUAUAAGUAUGCAAUGUCUACCACAUUUAUACAUCUUACUCUGAUUCUGAUGGACCGUACUCUUACUUACUGAAAAGGUCUUCUGAUUCAGGCUGGUAAACUAAGUCCCAACGUGUUAUUUUCGUGUAUUUACGACGAUAUUUCUGAGCUGUAUAACUGUGGUCGCGCAACCUACCUUUCACUUCCUAUGUUUGAGAUCACAGUUUUUCAUUGGCUGUUCUUACGUCAGUGGGACAGCUCAUUGGUCCAAUAAUGCAAACAUAAUUCACGCGAUAUUAUGCUUAAAUUUGGCUUAAAACUGGCAUCUGUCAAACUAUAAAAUGUCAUUGAAGGUCCCUGUUAAAAAGACAACUAGUUGUUUUUUUUAAUUGAAAGUUUAAAAAAAAAUUAAAGCCGAUUCAAGAAGGUUAGGCUGUCAUUAAGGUUAGGAGCCGCUGUAGUAGGAGAUUUAUCCCAGUUAGCAUGUUAGCUCGCUGCUCUUCAGACCUUCAUGCUAACAGCGGUGAGUGUCAUUUUCUUUCAUACAUGUGCUAAAAUCAAACCCAUAAUGGAUCACCAAGCAUGACAGAAAUGUCUGUGAUUUAACUUAGAAGCGUUUUUAACUAAGAAAGCCUGUCAAUGAGACUUAAAGGGUACUUAAACUGACGGGAUGUCGAAGGAGGUCUGGCGCUUUUCAGACUUGAAUAUCAGUGUUUUGCUUUCAUUUCAGAAUUCAUCUCUUAUUUCCUGUGUGACAACCCCGUUAAAGCUGAUAGCUGUUUGUCCUUACGUGGCUUUACAAACAGAGAAUAUUUUACCCUUUUUGAGACCUCGACGCUACUCUUAACUUUAAACACCAGAAUCAUCAAACCUCAGCUGUAUACCUGCAGCAAAUUCACAUCUGUAAAGUCAUGUGUAGAGGAUGAGAGCUACUUAAAAACUUUAAUGUCCUGCAAAUCCCCCCCACCCCCACAGAAUGUUAUUUAUAAAGUGAAAUUCCAUAUCUUUGAUUCAAUAUAAACAAAGUGAAGGAUUACAAGACUUGAUGGUUUUGACCUACAGUUCAUAACAAUCGAAAAUCCCUAAAAAGAGUGCAUAUAUGAGCCAAAUACGUGCAUUUUCAAGGAGGAAAGUAUUAAUUCAGUCCAAAAGACUGGACACAGUCCUGCACCAUUGAGUCUUCAAAUAUCUUUUUAAAUUGGCCUGGACGUCUGUGGGGAGGCCUCCACUUCACGUUCAAUCAUUCCUGCAGUGUUUGUGAACCUGUACUCAUCUUCCCCUGUGCUUGCAGGCAGUUGGUGAAAACCUAAUCCAAAGAGCAAGCCUUGCAUUUGUUUACCUGCCUCUCAAGUAAGAGGUAAGCAGGGGGCAGGGCCACCUGACAGGUAGGCGGGAUGCCUGUGGAGGGAGGAAGCAGCAGCGGCUCUGCCUCUGCCGUUCGUCACCCGAAGCAGAAGCGUAAAGCUCACAGUUUGUCUAUCCGACGCACAAACAGCACAGAAGAGAGGACGCCAGGCAUCACGAGAGGAGACAUGCUGGAGGGACAGGUGAGAGAGACACAUGCUUUCACUCUCUGUCACACACAGUUACACAUUUACAGCUUCAGAAAAGAUUCUCAGUGGACAUGCAGCUGAGAAGGCAGCACAUCCUAUAGAAACAAUUUGCUUAAAAAAAAAAGGAAAAAAUAUUUUUUGGACAGUUUGAUUGUUGUUGUUGUGGAGCCAUUGUUUUUUUCAGUGACAGUGACAGAGUACAGUACCAGCCGGUUUGGCAGCAUUACUUGACUUAAUUCAUUGUGUUACAAAAUCCACAGCUCCGUGCUAAGCUGUGUUUCUGUGAUGUGGCUUCAACCCUUGAGGAAAUAUUGGUGUUUUGUUUAGACUUCUGCUAGACAGUUCUCUGGAGAAAACUUGUAUUUGUUUGAACAUCACCUAUACUUUAAAUAUUCCAAAUAGAGGCUGAUUAAAACAGAAUUCUCUAUGCUGUUUCAGAGGAGAAAACCUCUGAAUACACGCUGAUUCUCUGGCUUUUGGCUUGGCAACAGAGUUACCUGUUAUCCUUUGGUUUAUUUACUUUGGUCUGAAUGUUUUAUUGUGUUGUAAUUCUUGAUUGUCCUGCACUUUUGUUGCUCUUAAAUUGCUUUGUGAAGAAAUCAGGAUUGGGAUAUCGAAAAAAAAGCAUUUUGAAAGUGAUCAUAGGGAUUUUGUAUCUAUUUCAUACUGAGAAAACUCCUUAAUGGUUAUCAGUAAGUUUUUUCCUCAGAGGAAAAUUUCGUUAAAGAAAAUUUAACAUUAUUCUUCUCUGUCAAACACUUGAGCUCAGCCUCAACAGUCUGCUUCAUUUGCUGCAAACAGUGAUGUCAAACUAAUAACAAAGUUUAAUAAUUCAUUUGCUGUGUUAAAAAGUUUUCCUACCAGGACAUAUCUUAAAAGUUUAUUGCAUAAGCACAGACAGAGUUAUACAGCAGUAACAGGUCAAUGUUUGCAGACACUUACAGUUAACAUGUCGAUUAGUCUGAGCCUACUCUCAGUGGGGUUGUCCAUGUUAGUGACUGAUUUCUCUCGGUCAAAACAGGAAUCCACUGUUUCUAACUUUUAAAGUCUACUGGAGCCAUCAGGUAAGUGAUUAACUCAUCUGUUCUAUUAAAAUGGAGCUUUGAUUGAUUUGUUACCUGCAGACACUGAGCCUUUAUAUGAGCAGACAUCCAGUGCUCAGCUGAUAAAAGCUGUUUGUAUUAGAUCAAGAACAUCCGGGUUGUUUACUUGUUAUCUGGGAGUCGGCUGCAAAGGGAUAUUUAUGAGAGUUGGCUUUAAAUGAGCUAGCUUUACAAAGCGCUGUGUCUCCUGAAUGGGUUUGAAUGGGAUGUGUGCAUUUAUUUGACUUAAUGAUUUUAACGUCAUCACCCUCACUAGCAGGCAUCAUAAUCACUUGUCGGAUUAAUAAAAUGAAAAUGUUAUUGUAGACCUGAAUAGCUGGGUUGUGUCGAAGCUGCAGUGCAGCCAUCUGGCACUAGCUGGAUGUAAUGCUGGUUAAUGGCGACUAAAAAAUUGCUGUAUUUACUAUUACUCGGAUGAAAACAGGCAUGGAUGACGGAUGGUAUUUGGUAGCAUGGCGUGGUUUGGCAGCAUUUUGAUCUAGAAAAUGAAGAUCCAGUUUUAUUUGGGCUGUUUCUGGUUAAAAUGCGAUAAAACCAUGCAGUCAGAUCAAUGUAUAACCAGCACAGGCACCUCAAGAGGCCCUCAGGGUGGUGGUGCUAGACUGCUGGUGUUAGCCACUCUUAGUUUCGGUAAUUUUUCUGCAGAUUCUGAACACUGUUUUUGUUUUUUUCUUACAUCUGAAUUGAUGUUUAAAUGUCUAAGAAAUCACUUUAAAGCUGUUUGAAUCCAACUAUUCAGUCCAAAAUGCUGUCAUGAAUUUGUUGGUAUUUUCCUGCUGUUGUUCCCACUAUGACCACCCUCAAGCCUUCACUUUCCCUGCUGGUGAAUUAUUUGCCUCUCAACCCAGAGCUCAGCUUGCAGUGGCCUGUAGUCUCAUCAAGUUUUAAUAUGUGCCGCUUGUCCAGGUCUAAUGAGUCUUUUCAUCAGGUCUUUUUGUUUUUUGCCAAAACGCCUGCUCUGUUUGUGUACCCUGCAGCCCACACAACUCCAUAAACCUACAUAUAACACACACAGACUGCUUUUUGCUCUGCUGCUCAAUGCUGUCAUUAUUAGCUGCAGCAUGCAGCAGGUUUUAGUACCUCAUCUAAGCAGCUUUGAAUUUAUGAAGACCGCCUGUUGUGUGCUAAUUUACAAGGUGUGUUGACAAAAUGGUUAGGCGGUAGACGUCACUGUGACAAACUUUUGGUUUUGUACAUGUGCCAGAAGGAAGAGUGACGGCUGAGUGUUUGGCUGCCUCAUGUUUCAUGUUGCUCCAGACAUUAGAAGCAGCUCUUAAGAGACGAGCUGUCAAAUGCAGCCUGUUGAAUCCUUAGUGUUCAGAGAAGCUUUUGAACCUUUCUCUCUGCAUGAUAGUCUGGUGUAAACUGGUGGUCAGACAUCUACAGGGUGAGUGUGGGAGUUAAUGAUGGAGGUAAGUCAGAGGUGAUGUUUUUGUUGUUUGUAUACAGUUGUGAGUGAAAGUCAGGGCACCCCUUCAAAAAAAGCAUAGUUUAUUUAUUAAAAAAUUAACCUUGAUAUUUAUAGCCUCUCUGGUAAAUAGGAAAAAAAGACAAUAUUAUCAGAAAUCCUUAAUGCACAGUAACUUUUUAUUUUGUAAAAAGUACAAAAUUACAAAAAUAAAAAUCAUCUUUUUGGCAUGUGCAAAUGUCAGGGCACCCUGAGAGCUUUAAAGUGUCUGGUCUUUAAAGAUUCUUUUUAGGCCCCAACUACACGAAUGCGGAUAUAUUUCAAACCGCACAUAUUUAUGUCCAAUUAGGCCUCCCUACCACACCAAAAUGGAAGUUUGGAACACUCAAACCGGAUAAAUCUGAAUCCGAAAAAACAAGUGGAGAAAUAAAAAAAUAUCUGUAUAAGUGGAUUUGUGUGGUUGAACUUUUACGGAUCGAUGACAUCAAACCGCAGCUCGCGCAUGCGAAUUAAAAAGAAAAAUAACAACAACGAUGGCGGACAGGGCAUUCUUUACGUUUGUUUUGCCCUUUUUGGGGCUAAUUUCAGCCUUGCGAGUGAACCUUGUUUUAUACAAUUACAUCCACCAGUCAGCCAGCUCACACAGGUGUCUGCUGCGCCCAAUACUUUUAUUGGUCACAUGGUCCAUCACAUGGACCCGACGCACUAGCGUAGCUUCCGCAAACAAUGCAUGACGCAUCACGCUGUUAUGAUUCAUCGGCCAAUCAGGUAGCUUUGUCCCUGAUUUUUUUAAGCGGCACCAGAUAGGAUUGAGUUUCAAGGCUACGUGUGGACGCAGAUAUUUUUGAGAACCAACACGUGUGGACAGAUACAUUUAUUUAGACGGGAGUACAAAAAUAUCCUGAUAAAUAAAUAUGUAUAUACGUGUAGUCCGGGCCUUAGAAGCUCAGAUUUUCACCAGCUUGUUAGUCCUGAAGCAGGUGUCAACAAUUCUCAUCAGGGAGCGCCAGGUGGUGCCAAUUUAAAGGGUUUCAACUCCACAAACCUUUGCAUUCAUCCAGCAACCAUGGGUUCCUCUAAGAAGCUGUGUAAGACAGAAAAAAUAAAAGUUAUUGAUGCCCACAAUGCAGGGGAGAUUCUACAAGAAGAGAGCAAAGCGUUUCCAGCUUGCAGUUUCCACAGUGCGAGGUAUAAUUAAGAGAUGGCAGGUGAGGGGAACUGUGGAGGUCAAGAUGAGAUCUGGAAGAUCAAGUAAAAUCUCAGAGAGAACAGCUCGUUUGCUGGUCAGGAAAGUAAAUCAAAACCCACAUUUGAGUGGGGGGCAAGUCAGGUUUCUCAGCAGCAGGACUCUUCUCCUACAGAGCCAUGCUGUUGUAAUCCCUGUUAUCAAAAUGUGGUUUGUCAUGGUCUUGCUGAAAUAUGAAGAAUAUGCAGAUGUUGCUCCUAAACCUGUAGGUAUUGUUCAGCAUUAAUGGAGCCUUUGCAGAUGUGGAAGAUAACCAUUACAUGGACUCUGAUGAUCCCCAUACUAUCAGGGAUGCUGGAUUUCGACUGGGAGCUCAUGACAAGCCAGGCCCUCUCCUUUUAGAGUGGACACACUGCACCCAUGUUUUCCAAAGAGACUUCAGACCACAGGACAGUUUCCCACUUCCCCUCAAGCCUAUUUUAGAAGUGCUCCGGCUCAGAGAGGUCACUGGCUCUUCUGGAUUCUGUUUUUAUCUGGUCUCCUCUUGGCAUGACUAUGAAGACUAACACAUUUAUGAACACUGAAUACACAACCCCUCAGUCAUGCAAAAAGACUUUCCCUUUACAUUAACUAAAGCUUCCAUGCUGAUGAUGAUGCCUCAAGCAAGAUAAAGAAGCUUCCUAUCAUGAAUGUUCCCCCAUCCUGUUGAGCAGCUUCAGCUGCUUUUGCUUCGACACCUUUUUACAGACCCCCUCUGGCAGCACUCACAGAUCUCUCCACAUAAACUUCUUACACAUACACACAGUCAGAGGAACUAAUUGCAGCAUUUUUACUGGUAAUCUUUGAAGCUUUAAUGCGAUCUUUGUCACAUGGUGUAUAUGAUUUUUAGCACAGUACAUGGAUUAUUAUUAUUUUAGUUGUAGAAAAACUGGACUUUAUGGUAACCACAGCUCAUUAGGAUUGUUUAAAACCCAGUUUGUGUAUUUUAUUAAACACAAAAGUCUCAGUGGUUUUUGACACUCACAAAACUCUGACUCACUGUGACACUUUGCUGUGGAAAGGUUGAAGUGAUUCUGCUCUGUUUUGCCAUAAAUGUCCUCAUCAGACAUUAACCAGAUGGCAGCAAUCACAGGCCCCAUAAAUAAAUGUAAAGCAAUAAUAAUUCUUGAUGGCCUGGUUUGCUUUUGUAGCUCAUACAGGCAUGCUGUUUAUUUAUAGUCUAUUAGAUAACCAGUUACAAACUCUUCACUGGAGCUGAAAUAGAUUUAAAACCACUAAAGGGAGCAGGAGAAUAACUGUCAAAAAUGAAGUGUAGAGAUGUUUUCUGACAAAGUUACCAACAGUAUCAUAAAUUUACUCUGUAUUCUUUUUUUUUUUGUCUCUCCAGGACUCCAAGCUGCCGCUUGCCUUACGCAGCAACCUCCUUGACCUUUUUGGACAGAUAGAGCGCGAGUUUGAAAACCUAUACAUUGAAAACCUUGAAUGUGAGUCACUGAUAGGAAAAGCACAUGCCUUGAUUGAUCUUGAGUUAUUGUUCCACUACCUUUGUUUGCUAACUAAAUUUCUAUCUCUGUUUUACACCUUAGUGCGUAGAGAAAUCGACUCUCUGAAUGAGCGUCUGACCGCAGAUGGACAGAUGAUUGAAGGAGGAGACCCGACAAAGGGAGCACUGAAGACAAAAGGUACACUGUUUCCUACCAGGGUUUUAGUAAAGAAAAAGUUCCUGCAGUGGGUGUUGAUGUUCACUGUGUCUUAUAAAUCAAGUGAGAAGCUGACUCAUUUUCUCAUAGACUUUAGUCCAGUCCAGCUCCUUUUAACAAACACUGACAGUCCAGUUAAAAGGUUUCUUUAUAUUGGUUGCACUAGAUUUAAAAGCAUGUAGCAGGGAAAUGUGACUUUAGGGUGGAAGUUUGGCCCAUUGUUUGAGGAAUAAAGUCCAUAAGUUUAAAACAUGCUGUAUAAAACAUUGGCAGCACAUGUAUUCCCUGCCAAUAAAAAACAAAAACUGGGCAACUCUAGAAACAGUGUCAUUACUUCGCAUAGCCCCUAACUUGGAAGGACUGUAAUAAAGAAUCUUGUGAUGUUUUUCCAACCCAACUCUUGCCAUGUGGUAAAACAGAUCAACAGAUUGAUCUCAUUGGGCUCUAUUUUCAUGCCCGCUGGUGACGCGGCGGACGGUGGCGGACCCUGCGCAGUGGAAUUUUCAUCUGGCAGAGCCUGGCGCACAGCCAGUUUGGUAUUUUCGUGGACUGAGGCGCGCCGUGGUCCGCCAAGCUGGGCGUGGAUGCUUGGUAGGGGGAGGUGUUGACAGAAUCAGCUGGCGCAGUGACAUUUUCCUGCUCGCCGGCGGCAUGAAAAGUGCGCUGAAAGCUUGCCGAUUCAAACCUGUUCAGGUUUCAGCGCAGGCGGAGUGCUGCUGGUCUAGAGGUAUUUUGGUAGACCGGCGGCAUAUUGUGCAUACAUCACCGAUGCCUCACAGGCAGGUUUCCACAGUGUCAGGCACAUUUCAAUGCAAUAAAUAAUCAACAACCAAUAUUGCAACUAUCUGAAUCAGCACAUACAUUUAGAUCUAUAGAUAUAUUCUGAUCUAUAUCUUAUCUGAUGAGCGCGUUUGGCACGGGUUUGGACACUCAACCUGAUCGAAUUAACACAGCUGAAACCACAUUAAAUUAAAUACACAGUAAACAGUCACACAUGAUGAAGUUAACAAGAUAUUUAAUUCGUCUCCCAACUGUACAGUUUAUAUACCCAUACAUACUUGGGUAUAUAAACUGUACAGUAAGCUGUUAAGGUAGAGAACAUUAUAUUUUCGGGGCAGCAAAUAUUCAAAAUCAGAGGCCUAUUGUUUUCGGCUUAUCUGAAUAGCCUGAAUGAAAUCAUUAAAGGCACACGCUUUUGAAUCUAUUCAACAGUAAGGCCUUGUUGUGUACUUUCAACCGCGCUCCCGUCAGGGGGUGCAUUCUACGGCAGGGGUGCAUUCUAUGGCACAAUACCAGACAUGUCUCUGUGUCCUCUCUCCGUCCUGCUGCUGCUGCGGUGGCACGGCUGACCAGAUGAUUUUUUUAGUAGUCAGAUGAAUUAUUUACUUCGAAAAUUUGAACAAAAAAAAAAAGAUAAUAAAAUAAAAGAAACUUUCACUCAAAAUUAGCUGUUUAUCUGAUUUUCUCACAUCAUUAAGAUUCUGUAAAUAUUCAAUCUGGAGUUAGGCCCACAUACGAAUAUUCAGUUUUGUGAGCCAAAUUUAUUUUAUAUGCCAACAUCUAUAAUGAAAAGAGCCAGGCCAAAUAAAGACAAUCACAUCUGCUUGAUGUGAUUGUCUUUAUUUGUGGAAAAGGGUGUUUGUCUUACCAGUGGGUACAACCUCACAAGAGAGUGUGGAGGAUGCCCUCCGCAGCACUUACAGUGAGACUUGUUGAGGAGCUGCCUUCUGUCGCCAUCGUGUGGCAUUGCUGUCUUCAGCCAUCUCUUGAUCUCUUCGACUACUGCACGAAAAUUGUAAUAGGCCUCUCCGGUGGCGCACUUAAAGGCGAGAAGAGGAGCUGAUGUUAUUGGUCAAUACAGGUCUCGGCUGUGUUAAACCCACUCCACGCCUUCUUUCCUCUCUCCCUACGACUUACGCUGCUGGAAGGAGCUGAGUUAGGGAGGGGGGAUACUUACGCCGGGCUGCGCCACUCACCAAAAUACCAAAUUGUGCUUGGGAACGCCUUGUCGGCGUGGCGGACCUGACUUACGCGGCGCCUGCGGCACGUCGCCGGCGAGGCACGAAAAUAGAGCCCAUUGUGUUUGACAUAUUCUCCUCCAGCCUUUCUCAGAAAUGCUGUCACUGAAGUUAUCAGUGGAACUCUCUGUUGUCAUUAUUGAUCCUGGCUUUUGAUUGUCAAUUAGUGCUUAGGUUAGUGAUUUCCGACACAGCUGCAGUGUAAUGUUUAAAAUGUGGUAGUAGACAAAGUUACACAGAGCGGUGUUAUGAUGACAGUUUUAAUGCUAGAAAAUUCCCUCAGGGAAGUUUUGAAAGGGCCACGGGGGCCACUGCCACUGCGGGGUGUGUACAUCAUGAUAAGAUUCUUAAGAGAUUUCAGAUAAUUAAUACUAGUAGUAUUGUGAUAUUAUAUACAAAGAGCACAUCUACAACAAACAUUCCUAUAUUAAGUACACUAUUUAUUAAUACAACUGAAAUAACAGAGCCAGAAAAAAACUCCAAUAAUUGCUCAAUUUUUUGGCUUGUCCCAUUGACUUCAAUGCAACUUACAUCGCCAAAGAUUUAACGACAAUAGAGAAAAGUAGUAGCACACUGAUUUCGAUCAAACCACACAUUUUGACAUAUAAUUUGUUCUACAACUCUUCAAGCUGUAGGACUAGUAAUGAAUCAAAAUUUGUCCGGAGGAGGAAAAAGAAAAAAAAACACAGUAUAGCAAAUAGUGCCAAGGCGCAUUUGCCCUGUGACACUAAAUAGUACUUAUGAACAGAGGGAUGUGCAGACAUUUUCCCUGUUCUUAUCGUAAAAAUAAAAAAAGAUAAGAUAUUCCUCUAUUUGUCCCACAAGGGGAAAUUCCAAAAUUUACAGAAGCAAUAUAUAAAAGAUAAGAAAACUGAGGAGUUAAAAAGAUAUAAAAAAGAAGUUCACAACCAACUCCUUCAUCUUUCCAGUAUCGAUCUGGAGGUGGUUCCGCUGGCACCAGUCCACAAAGUCCCGGACAAGUUCGCUGUAUGCCCAGUUGUUUCCGUCAGUGAUGAAGCCGAUGAUAGCAGAGUUGUUAGAGAACUUCUGCAGAUGGCAGGUGGGUGACAGGUGGGAAAAGUCUGCAGUGUAGAGGGUGAAGAGGAUUGGUACAGCACCGUUCCCUGGGGGGCCCCUAUACUACAGAGGGCAGUCUCCGACACACGGUCCUCACAAACUGUGGGCGGUUGGUAAGGUAAUCCACAAUCCAGCAUGUGAGGUGUUGGUCCACUCUGGAGAGCUCCAGCUUGUCCCUCAGGAAGGCCGACCUGAUGGUGUUGAAAGCACUGCUAAAGUUCAGGAAAAGGACCCGACUAGAGCUCACAGGCGACUCCAGGUGAGACAGAGCUAGUUGAAGGAGGUAGAGGAUGGUGUCGUCCACUCUGAUGCCAGUCUGAUAUGUGAACUGCAGCAGGUCCAUGGAUGAGCUCACCAGGGGGUGCAGGUGGGCAAGGAACAAUUGCUCCAGGGCCUUCAUGAGGCGUAAUAUUAAGGCCAUCGUCUGAAGCAGCUAGGGUCCUUAGGUUGUGGAAUCUUUGGAACUGGUACCAUGCAGGAUGUCUUCCAGGGGCGUGGUACCCUUCCCAGUUUCAGGCUCAAGUUGAACAGAUGUCCAAUGAUCUCACUUAGCUGGUCUGAGUAGGACCUGAGCAGUCAGACUAAGGCCAUCUGGUCCCGCCGCCUUCAUGGUCUUGAUCCUCCUGAGCUGAUUUCUCACCUGGAGGGAUAUGAGGAACAGGCUGGAGCAGGGGGGCUUUGUGUCUGGGAAUGCAGAUGGGGAGCUGGGAGUAGCAGUGGGGGGUAAGGCUUGUGGUGGUGAGCUGAAUACUGCAGGGAGGGAGGUGAUGGGGGGGCUUGGGCAGAGCACUAGAGGAUCAAAAGAUAGGGGCUGAUGCAGGGGCUGCCACAGCUAAGAGAAAGGGCAGAUACAUUCUCAAACCCACAAAAGUAGGUGUUUUGUUCAUCUGCCCAAUUUUGGUCCCCAGCUGCCUGGGAGUUGGACUCCUGGUGGCCUGAGAUGGUUUUCAGGCCACUCCAGACUCCCCUGGCGUUGUUCUCAUUAAGCCGAUUCUCCAUCUUCUUUCUGUAGCUGUACUUCUCCUCCCUGAUUUUGCCUCUCAGCUCCCUCUGAGCAGUCUUCAGCUUCUCUUUGUUCCUUGACUUAAAGGCCCUCAUUUUCUCCUUUAAAAGAGCCUCAAUGUCGGGAGUAAUCCAGAGUUUGUUGUUUGAGAAGUGCCAUACAGUCCUGUUGGGUUUAUGUUGUCCAUGGCCUUUACUGCAGAGGUGAAAUCAGUUUGUUACUCGGGUGAAUUUCAAGCAUUGUUCUUUGUCUCUCUCUUUGCACAGCGAGCCACAGCACCAGUCAGCUGUCACAGAAACUGAAGACAACCUACAAAGCCUCCACCAGCAAGGUACCUAAAUCCUGGUAUUUUAGAGAAUCCUGAACCCUGUGAGGAACAAGAGGUUUGUUUUCAUUGUCAUUACUGAGGCUGUAAGAGAAAAGCGAGAGGUCAAAAUAUGGGAUCAUAAAAUGAUGGUAAGUCAAAUAAAUUGUAACCAAAAACCAUGCAUUUAUGUGUUCAGAUUUUUAGACUUAAACAGCUCCAGUUUCCAGACACUUGCCAUAUUACAUCUCCCUUCCUGUUGAAUCUUUUGUCGAUGUAGCGCUUGUACACUCUCCAUGGAAAAAUAGGUGGACCUCGCACCUUCAGUGUGGCCACAUGGGAAUUGUGGGGAGGAGAUUCAUGGGUAACUUCUCAAAUACUCUGUUUGUCUCUCAAGCAUCGUGGGAAAGUCUGUUUUUAACUUUCAAAGUCUGACCUUGACUCCUUAUCUUUUCUCUGCCGUGGGACAGAAAUCUUUUUAUAAGAUGCUUUGAAAGCAAAAAAAAAUUAUCAUAGAAUCUCACUCUUUAUGAUUAAUGUGACACCAACACAGAACAACUGUGGUGACCGUUUGUGUUCCUCGUCAUCAGCUGUAUCACAACAACAAAAGCCAAAAUGCAUAAACAAAUAACAGCAGUAAAAUCUGUAGAUUUUCAAAGCUGGAAUAUUAAGUUACUCAACCAACCACACAGUCCCAAACAUGAAGAUAGAUGAAGGUAGACGGACAGUGAGCUCCACCACAUCAUCCACAUUAUUUUCAGGCUCACAACACCUGACAGAGGCCCAACGUUAAGCGCCAGUGUCCCAAAACAAACCCCCCACAUGCCAGCUCCCUGAGACUGAGGCUGUUUCUCAGUUCAGGUUCUGCACACUUGAAGUGUGGUUUUCGAGGGUGCGUAACGUCCUCACGUGGCGCGAAGGGUGUCCCAUUUGGCUCGCAAUUCUGAGCGCACUUGCUGUCCCAAAACCACUCUGCCCCCGCCCCUUUUUCAAGCAUGUGUUUAUGCACACUUUGGGGCCCUGGAAACCCCAGAAUGCUUUGCGUGCUGCUGCACGGUUGCGCAUUUUGGGUAAGACAUCCAAACUGCUUGGAGGCGCAGUGCCUCUUCCAAAAAAAUAACGAAAUCCAAAAACACAUGACCGUCAGCUCAGGCUCCAUGAGCACAUGCUCACUUAACUCACUCAAAUCUGCAGCUGAAAAAACCAAACAUUAUACUCUUUUGAAAAGAACUGAUCUGUUCUGCUACCACAAUCAAAAACAUUAGACAUUAGAAAGCUGCCAAAACUACAACAGAGUAUCAGAGCCACAUCGAGAAUUUUUUUAAGACAGAGAUUAAAGUAGUCAAUUUACGAGAAUAAAGUCAUAAAGUAAAUACAGUCAUAAAGUUGCUUUUGUGGAGGGGUAAAUGGCUGGAACUGGUCAACUGCAGGGUUAUCAGUGGAUGCAUCAGCGGGCCAUUCAGAGGGCUUUUGUGUUUUUUUUAAGAAACAAUCCAAGCGAUAAUCAAUGUUUGAGAUCCUGAGGGAGUUGAGCUCUGACGAGCACCAUGUCUCUGACACCAGCAGUAACCUACACCUGUAGAGACACCAACGCCUUAUGGCCUAUGGAUUCAUAUCAUAAACUGAAGUCCAAUUCUAUUAACGGCUAUUUAUGGCUGCAUUGACAGAUUUAUCCUCUGCAUAUCCAUUUCUGCCUCUACAAAAGCAGCGAUUUCCUCCAAGUCCACAUGUUUUCUGUGGAAAAGAUGCAUAUCUCAUAUAUUCUUUUUAAAGUUUUGAUAUGUCACAGGAUGAAGUAUCUCCUUGUUUGUGAAACCUGUACUGACAGCACAGUUCCUUCAAAUGCUCCAUGGCCCUAAUUUGAACAGCUCUCCUCUGAAAUAACAGGUAACUUUAUGACUUUAUUCUUAUAAAUUAAUGACUUUAUUCUUGUAAUUUCACGACUUUUAUCUCAAAGUCUUUAAAAAAAAAAUCUUAAUGUGGCCCUCAUACUCUUGCGUACAAUACAUGCCAUCAUUGGAUGAAUUUUGUGGAAAUGAUUUGUAAAGUCCUUUCCUCUUUUUGGUUGUCACUUUGUUGAUUGUUGUCUAUAGUAACCCCUGUGUGCUUGUAAGUAUGUAUUGUUUUGUGUCUGUAUCUCUUGUUUUGUAUAUGAAUUGUAUGUAUUCAAGGUCACACAAUUAAAAAACAAAACAAAAAAACAACUGCUGCUGCGCUCCGCGGCUUCCCUUUAAGUCAGUUGUGACGUGUGCCUGAGGUUGGGGACAUUUGGCGGCUUAACCAGGAAGUCCUCCAGAGGGUAGACUGUCCCAUUUUCACAAAAGUCGAUCCACUUCGCACAGGGUACUUAAGUGUAAACAAAGGGCAGUGAGCUGUAUGCAGAUCCUGAAUUGAGACACAGCCUGAGACUGAAAAUAAGAAAUUCAAUCAAGCAGCUGCCUGCAUGCCCAUUCACCGCCAGACUACAAGUCCUCAAAGACCACCCAAACAAGCAGGGAUACAACUCUGUACUUGGAGUUGCAGAGUCAAAAUACCAUCUUCUUAAUUUUGACUUUAUGGAGAAAUUUUAAAGAUGCUCCCUUGCAUUGUUUUUUAAAUCUUUUUUAAACAUCACCCAUCUUCCAGUUAGCUACACUGAACACUUUUUCAUUUAAAGUUCAAUGUGUUUUGUACAUCUGUGCUAAAACAGGAUUUCAAUAACUACUGAAAAACUCUAUCUCUCUCCAACUACAUCCCCUUUCAUAAAUAUUUUGACAGAAAUGUCAGAACCGUAUGUUAGCCUGUCAGAAGAAGGAUGGUUAAAAUUAAAAUUUGGCCUUGGAUGUUUUGACCUGCUUUCACCUCUUUUCCUACCACAUGUCAUUGCUGUGGUCCUGGUUCGUGCCCACUGGGUGUCCUUUUUAAAUAUAUGGCAUAAAGUGUUUUCCAUUUCGCUCAUAAAGCUGGUAGUCCCUCUAUUUUUUUUUACCAUAUUUCAAAAGGUAAUCAUCUGAAUGCAGGUUAAAGAGUGGGACAUAGUCCUCUGCUGAUAGGAGAGUUUAAAAGAGGAACAAGGGCGGACUUGUUAGAUUAACCUCCUGACAGAUGUAGCUGCUUUAAAACCAACAGCUAACCUGUAUAUAUGAUAAUACCUGUGAAUAAACCUGAAUAUCAGCUGUCUGAGAGGUAUUAGCCAAAGCUAACGACAUGCACUAACUCUAUUGUGUCUUCAUUUGACCCUGACUAGACUGGGCUGUUUUUUCUGUUAACCUCUGUUCAUUGUUUCUUAGUGGCAUGAAAAUAAGAGGACUGUACUGUGUUUUAACAUGAAUGUAAACCCAGCAGACUGAAUAAGAGCGUACAUUAACACAGUCUGAGCAGAUGCUUUGCUGCUGCGUCUAAUGGCUACUGAUGAUGUGAGCUUACUGCUGUGGUCAGCUGUCAGCCUACAGCAGCAUGCACAGUGCAGGUUAUGAUCUCUAUGUGACAACUGAAACUACAUCACUGCGCAACCUUUAAAUAGUUCAUCUGGAGGCACGUAGUGACUGAAGGACGUGUUCAACAGCAGCCGGUAUUUUUAGAGGUGUACCACUCGAAUAAUCCACACCUGACAAGAUGUUUAUUAAUACUAACUGUGUGAGAGACUCUCACAGUUAGUUUGAUGCAACUUGAGACUUGAAAGGUUAUGUGUGGGGAAAAAAAAAGGUUAAGAGCUUAAAAAAAAACCCUCUGUACUGAAGAACACUAUGCCAGUUUGUACCAUUUUGCUGUUUUCAGGGGGGAGAGGAGGGCUCAUACCUCCUGAGUAUUGAUGGAGUUUUGAAAGUACCAAAUACAUAAGUGAUAAGUCCCUGUUUUGGAAAUUUUUGUUAAUGGUUUGUAGAGAUUUACCAAUCUGCAGAUUAAAAAACUUAUGAGAUAUAACCAUAGCUGCACAACCCCAGUUCCGUAGGAGCAGGGAUGCUGUGUAAAAUGUUAAUAAAAGCAGAAUUGGAAGGUUUGCAAAUCAUUUCAUGCUAAAGUUAUGCUCACGAGAGCAGUUUCUGGUUAUUAUGUUAAACUGCACAUUAAAAGGAAUUGAGAUGAUAAACAAUACUGUGCUUGUAUAGCUAUAUUUGUUGUUCAGUAGUCUGUGUUGGAUGAUCUCAGUUUCAAACCCAGAGUGAAGAUGGUUCCUCUUUCUCUGAAAUAAAUCGUACAGAGGAAUAAAUUAAUCUACUCAUCUGUAAAAAGUACAAAAUAUUUCCCCCUCAGUUAUUGAUUUGGAAAUAAACCCUUUUUUUUUUUUUUUUUUUUUUUUUUUUGAAAGAUAUCAUGUUUUUGUCACAUUCAAACUUAUUUUCAGUCCCAGUUCAAAGACUGUAUGGUGCACCUGUGACAGUUUUAAUCUCCCUGAGCUUUUGGUUUUAGCUCCAUCAUGUUUGGUUUAACUUGGUGUGAAAUAAGAGGGAGCUCUGAUCAUCUUCAUCUUUUUUUCUCUGCUCAGAUUGUGUCCAGUUUUAAAGCUACCACAGGGUCCCGUGCUCUGUGUCAGCUGCUCAAAGAGUAUGUGGGUCACCGGGACGGAAUCUGGGACCUUGGUGUCACCCGCACUCAGCCGGUGGUCCUUGGCACUGCUUCAGCAGGUACACAAUGUUAAAAAAAAUUAAACUUAAUGGAGAUAGACUGAUGAAUUAGUCAGAUUUAUAGGGCUCCUAUUAUGGCAUUUUUCAUCAAGUUUAAAUCGGUCCCUGAGGUCCCACAAAAGUAAAUUUGAAGAUUGUUGUCUAAAACACCAGUUAAUUUGUGGAUAUCAGCCAGCCUGCACCCCCCUCUUUUUGAGCUCCACUGAGAACGGGCUGAUUCUGCGCCUGUACAUUUAAAUGAUAAUGAGCUGUGUGUAACCACACUCUUCCUCCCCAAGGCCACUCUGAGCUGCCGGCACCGCUGUGGUGGUCCAGGAGCGGUGGUCUGGAGAUCUUCUGAGUGCAUCUUCAGAGGACUUCCAGACCACUGCGGCUGUAAGCACCAGCCUGCCUCCGCGCCCCUGAGGAACACCCGCUGCUCACGGGAAUAAAAGUAAAUAGAAAUGAGUCCAAAGAUGAAUACUAAUGAUGGUAAACACACAUGACUGCAGCCAAAGCACUAGUCAUACAGGCGGUAGUAAAGCAACAUAAAAUGGUAAAACUUACAGCUUCCACGUUUGAAGUUGGGUCCCUGACAGGGACAGUCGUUACAGAUCCAGGUUUUAUCUUCAGCUUCUUAGCAAAUCCUGCUUUAUACUGCCGCUUGCUAGUAAAACAGACCGUGGUGAGAUGGUUAGCACACACAUACAAACAUUUUCAGAGUUGUUGUGGGUACAUCUCCAUAAAAAAUAAAAUUAAUCCACUGGGUCCUCAAAUCUUCCAACAAAGGAGGCAGAAAUAGACGCCUGUCUUCGUUUGUGCAGCCAAGAACCACGCAGCGGCUGGUUCAAGUUUUUAGAGGGUUAAGCCAACGAUUAUCGGGGGCAGAUCUUCAAAAGAUGCAGAUUUUUUUAUUUUAUUGAGAGAGAGAAAAAAAUCCUUAUUCACUUUUGUGUAUUGCCUUUUACACUACGUGGCAGUACCUGUGUCCAAACAGACUUGAAGCACUUGUUGCUCUUACUGGUCUUGCUUCCUCUUGUCUAGAUCUUUGCUUGUGUUCUUCUUGUUCUCAUAUGUACGUCAUAUAAGCGUCUGUUAAAUGAUAUUGUAACAUUGUAACUUUAUAAACAUUGCUAUAAGAUGUUAUAUGACUGCUUAUCAUCACUCAUAAGGGUUGGUAUAAAGCCUUAUAGAUGCAUUAAUAGAUGCAUUAAUAAGUAAAUAAGUCUUAGUAAAUGUACUUAUGUGUCCUCAUUAUGAAUCUCAUACAUGCUACUUUCAAUCUUUGCAUGAUUUCCUCAGUUUCCAUCAUCUUUUUCUACAUAAAAGAAGUAGAAGAUUUCUCCGCCCAAAAGACAGCUGAUCAAAUCUAAAAUAAUCACCAGCUAGUCGUAAAUAUAACUGUAGAACAAUGUAUUACACCUACUGACAUAUUGGUUAUGCUCUGAAAUCCACACCAUAAAUUGAAUGUGUAUUUUUCUAUGUCAAGAACAUGUUACAAGUUAAUCUGAAUUACAUUUUUGACUGAGAUCAUUUAUAUCAGAGGCUAAUGUGCAUGGAAGAAUGAAAUUAUUGAUAACUUGUUUCUCAUUAGUCAUUUUUGGUUUGUUUUAAUUUAUCAGAUUCAAAAGGCAAAAAAAUAAUGGGAUAUGGGCAUCAGCAAACCUGCUCUCUGAUUCAUUGGCCAUUUAAAGACUAGUAUUUGUGAACAGCGAAUACUGACUCAUCUGAAUUGUCCUUUUGUGGUGAAAUAGUGGUAUUGAAAAAAAGAUACUAUAUUUAUAUGCAAUAUUUUUGCAGCUAUUCUCUUACAUUGUUGUGUAAAAAGGGCUUUUGACUUUUGACCAAAUGCUGAUUGAGGACUAUUUGUAUUUAAAAAAGAUGCAAUGCUUUGCUUGAGACCACACUGUUAAAGCCACUAGUUGUUGAUGGAAAAGAAUAACUUUAAGUUAUCUCUAUCAAAAGAAAUCUGCUUAACAGUACUCUCUAAACUACAUUUUAGGAUCUCAUGUUGCUACAGUCACUGUAAUCCAUGAAUAACAAACAGUAGAAGUCUUAGCACUAUCUGCCACCCAGUAUCUACUGGUAAUACUUUCAGCCCCAAAAACUUUUACCACCGGAGUAAAUCAUCCUCAGACAAUAGCAAACCCUGGAAAAAUAAUCACACUGUCAUCCAACCUUGCUCUUUCUUCACAGAUCACUCAGCUCUGCUGUGGAGUAUAGAGACUGGAAAAUGUCUGCUGAAGUAUGCCGGCCAUGCAGGAUCAGGUAAUAACUCAAACAGACCCCAAAUAACUCAAAUUUGUUCGUCAGUUUCCUUGCUAUAAAAUAUUACAGCAACUACGCAGACAUUUCAGAUUUUACAAGAUGAGUCCCUGCGGCACUCAAACUUUAGUGUUAUUUAGAUUUCAUGCCAAAUGAUAAAAUGAUUUCACAUAUGCAGCAGGUUUAUGUGUGACCAUUAAUUAACUCCGUCUUAUAUUAAUAGCUGCAAUGAUAUCUGUUUUUAACUUGUGGUGGUUUUUCUUGAACAGUCAACUCCAUCAAGUUCCACCCCACAGAGCAGAUGGCUCUCACAGGUCAGACUUUAGACACCCUUCAGACUGUUUGACUACUUUUCUCUCCCUCUGUUGUCUCCAGCUGAUUAUUCCCCUGCACAUCUGUCUGUCAUAUUUUCUGCAGCCUCCGGGGACCAGACGGCUCACAUCUGGCGCUACAUGGUGCAGCUUCCUGCCCCCCAGCCACCACCAGAUAUCAGUGUGAGUACAUGUCCACUGUUUCCUCUCACUGUAACUUGUGCUUCAGUAAAUCUAGUAUCCAGCCAGUAAACCAAGUUGUGCCCCUGUAGGCUCCAUGUGAUGAAGACCAGGAUUCAUCGGACAGGGAGGAAGGUGAGGUGGAUGGCGAGGGCCCCAGUGAGGUCCCUACUGUCCGGGUCGCCACGGCAACCCUGAAGAGCCACCAGGGUGUUGUGAUUGCAGCUGAUUGGUUGGUGGGAGGUCGACAGGUGGUGACAGCGUCCUGGGAUCGAGCUGCAAACCUGUACGAGGUGGAGACAUCAGAACUGGUCCAUGCACUGACUGGUACGUAAACUAAUCAUUACUAGUCAACAUGCAUUUCCUGAUAAUUUCAAAUUAUGGGACAGCUUGUCCAUAUUCAAGACAUAUUUACCUGUUGGCUUUGGAGCGAUCAGUGCCAGAGCAGAAGAAAAGUGAUGUUUUCAAGACAUCCAAAAUAGCAUGUGAAACAGAGUCUGUUGGUGUGACAGUUCUUACCCUCAAAUUAAUACUACAUGUAAACUGCUGUAUGAUGGUAUCUUUGAAUGUGUUGAAAAAUGGAAAGGCUGCUCUAUGCACAUAAAGAUUGCACCAGUCAUAAGAUAUUAACAUCAUCAACCUUUACUGGAAAUUAUCUGCUGCGUUCACACAUAGGUCACUCCAAACUUUUGUUGAAAUUUACUAGCUGGCUGCCAAAAAAAGUUGGGAUAUAGUCAAGAUAAAAAUUGUGACCUUUGGCUUUGUUCAUAAUCAGCAUUAAUAGUUUUGCUCUUCUGAAUGGCAGACAUCAACUUUGUUCUUUAAGAAUUCAAAGUUCUCGCAUGAGAAACAGAGGCUUCCUUUUUUCAGCUUUCAGCUUUCCCGCUUUCUGCCUGACUCUUGUUGGGGUGCAACAGAUCACAGGUCUCAUAGCUGGAUCCAGAUUAUUGAUGUCAGUUCACAGUUUGGAUGAAAUUUCUUCUGAUUAUAUGGGCUGAGAUUUGUGCCACAAGAAGCUGAAAUUGAAUAAUUAUAUUAUUUUUGAAAAGCGUGAUUUAAAAUUGAAUGAUUGGAUGAUCAUAGUGAAAAACUUGAUUUAUGUUUCAGAAGAGGAACCUUCUCUGUCCCUGUUUUUUUUCUGCCAGGCCUACAGGAUAAGUUAAGACAAAGCUGUAAAUCAACAUGCAACUUCCAAAUGACUCUGUUAACAAACUGUAAACGUAUCUAUGAGGUCUCUGCAGUUUUGUGUGCAUGACAUGUAUCUAAUUGUAAUCAGUCUCUCAAUAUAUAUUUUUGAACAUUGUGUUUAUUGGAUUUUUCCAUAUUGCAGACAAGUAUUUGACACACAAGCCAUAUAUAUAUAUAUACAUAUAUAUAUAUAUAUAUAUAUAUAUAUAUAUAUAUAUGUAUAUAUAUAUUUGUAUAUAUAUAUAUAUUUAUAUUUGUAUAUAUAUAUAUUUAUGUAUUUAUAUUCCGGGGGGAUUCCCAGGUGCUCCCAGGCCAGGCGAGAGAUAAUAUCCCUCCAUCUGGUCCUGGGCCGGCCACAAGGUCUCCUCCCAGUGGGAUAUGUCUAGAACACCUCUAACGAGAGGCGUCCAGAAGGCAUCCUAACCAGAUGCCUGAGCCACCUCAGCUGACUCCUCUUGACGUGGGGGAGCAGUGGUUCUACUCUGAGCGCCUCCCGGGUGUCCGAGCUCCUUACCCUAUCUUUAAGGCUGAGCCCGGCCACCCUGUGAAGGAAACCCAUUUCGGCCGCUUGUAUCCGCGAUCUUGUUCCUUUGGUCAUUACCCAAAGUUCAUGGCCAUGGGUGAGAGUUGGCACGUAGAUUGACCGGUAAAUCGAGAGUCUCGCCUUACGGCUCAGCUCUUUCUUCACCACGACUGAUCGGUUAAGUGUCUGCAUCACUGCUGACGCUGCUCCGAUCCGCCUGUCAAUCUCCCGUUUCAUCCUACCCUCACUCGUGAACAAGAUCCCAAGAUACUUGAACUCCUCCACUUGAGGCAGGACCGCCCCUCCAACUUGGAGAAGGCAAUCUACCUUUUUACAACUGAGGACCAUGGCCUCGGACUUGGAGGUGCUUAGUCACAUCCCAGCCGCUUCAAAUUCGGCCGUGAACCGCCCCAGCAAGAGCUGAAGGUCAACACCCGACGAAGCUAGAAGAACCACAUCAUUCACAAAAAGCAGCGACGCGAUCCUCUGCCUGCCGAACUGGACACCCUCCACCCCCCGGCUGUGUCCAGAAAUUCUUUCCAUAAAGAUUAUGAACAGAAAUGGUGACAAAGGGCAGCCCUGGUGGAGUCCAACCCUUACUGGAAACGAGUCCGACUUACAGCCGGCUACACGGACCAAGCUUGUGCUCCUUUGGUAAAGGGAUUGGACGGCACUUAAUAAGGAACCCUCCACCCCGUACUCCCGGAGCACCCCCCACAGGAUUCCCCUAGGGCAGUGGUUCUCAAGUCCAGUCCUCGAGCCCCCCGUCCUGCAUGUUUUGGAUGUUUCCCUGCUCCAACACACCUGAUUCAAAUGAUCAGCUCGUUAUCAAGCUCUGUAAUGGCUGAAUAACGAGCUAAUUAUUUGAAUCAGGUGGGGGCUCAAGGACUGGACUUGAGAACCACUGCCCUAGGGACACGGUCGUAGGCCUUCUCCAAGUCCACAAAACACAUGUGGACUGGUUGGGCAAACUCCCAUCUCCCCUCAAGAACCCGAGCGAGGGCGAAGAGUUGAUCCGUAGUUCCGCAACCGGGACGAAACCCUUAUUGUUCCUCCUCGAUCUGAGGUUCAGCUAUCGAUUAGACCCUCUUUUCCAGCACCCUGGCGUAAGCUUUCCCAGGUAGGCUGAGGAGUGUGAUCCCUCUGUAGUUGGAACACGGCCUCUGGUCCCCUUUCUUAAAAAUAGGGACCACCAACCCGGUCUGCCACUCCAAAGGCACUGCCCCUGAUUUCCAUGCAAUGUCGUAGAGGGGUGUCAGCCAGGACAGCCCCACCACAUCCAGAGCCUUCAGAUACCCUGGGUGGAUCUCAUCCACUCCUGGAGCUCUGCUGCCACGGAGUUGUUUUACCACCUCGGCGACUUCUACCCCAGUGAUUGGACGGUCCACCUCCAGGUCCCCUGACUCUGUUUCUCCUUGGGAAUGCAUGACAGUAGGAUUGAGGAGCUCCUCAAAGUAUUUCUUCCACCGCCGGAGAAUUGCCCCAGGUGAUGUCAGCAGCUCCCCACCCCCAUCCAGAACGGUGUGGGCAAGUUGUUGUCUGCCGCCCCUGAGGCACCGGACAGUUUGCCAGUACCUUUUUUGAGCCGACCAAAAGUCUUCCUCAAUGGCCUCACCAAACUCCUCCCACGCCCGAGUUUUUGCCUCUGCAACUGCCCCAGCUGCGGACCGCCAACAGGUACUUUUCAGCUGAUUCUAGAGACCCAUAGGCAAACCGUGACCGGUAGGCCUUCUUCUUAAGCCUGACGGCUCCCCUCACCUCUGGUGUUCACCACCGAGUUCGGGGAUAAUCGCCACGACUGGCACCAGCGACCGCGGCCGCAGCUCGCAACAGCUGCUUCCACAAUGGCAGAGCAGGACAAAGCCCAUUUGGACUCAAUGUCCCCCUCUGCCCCCGGGACGCAGUUGAAGCUCUGUAGGAGGUGGGAGUUCAAAGCCAACCUGACGGGUUCUUCCACCAGGCAUUCCCAACAAACCCACACCAUACAUUUGGGCCUGCCAGGUCUGCAUGGUGGCUUCCCCCGCCACCUGACCAAACUCACCACCAGGUAGUGAUCAGUUGACAGCUCUGCACCUCUCUUCAGCCGAGUUUUCCAAACAUGCGGCUGCAGGUCAGCUGAUACGAAUACAAAAUCGAUCAUUGACCUACGGCCUAGGCCGUCAUGGUGCCAGGAGCACCGAUGAACAACCUUAUGCUCGAACAUGGUGUUAGUUAUGGACAAACUGUGACUUGCACAGAAGUCCAACAACUGAACACCACUCGAGUUCAGAUCGGGCACAUCCAGUCCAACAACUGAACACCACUCGAGUUCAGAUCGGGCAGACCGUUCCUCCUAAUCACGCCCCUCCAGGUCUUGCUGUCAUUGCCCACGUGAGCGUUGAAGUCUCCCAGCAGAACAAUGGAGUCACCAGAUGGGGCGCUGUCAAGCGUCCGUCCUAGGGUCUCCAAAAAGGGUGGGUACUCUGAACUAUUAUUCGGUGCAUACGCACAGACAACAGACCCGUUCCCCGACCCAGAGGCGCAGAGAGGCAACCCUUUCGUCCAGCCGAGAAAACCCCAGCGUCCCCGCAGCAAGUUUUGGGGCGAGCAAGAAUCCCACUCCUGCUCUCCAUUUUUCACCCUGAGCAACUCCAGCGUGGAAGAGUGUCCAACCCCUCUCAAGGACUUGGGUUCCAGGACCAACGCUAUGUGUAGAGGUGAGACCGACUAUAUCUAGUCGGUAGCGCUCAACCUCCCCCACAAGCUCCUGCUCCUUCCCCGCCAAAGAGGUGACGUUCCAUGUUCCAAGAGCCAGUUUCCACAACCGAGGAUCAGACCGCCAAGGCCCCCCCCUUGGUCCACCGCCCAAUCCGUCAAGCACUGGACCCUUCAAGUUCCUCCUGUGGGUGGUGGGUCCACAGGAGGCAGUGCCCAUGUGGCUCGUUUGGGCUGAGCCCGUCCGGGCCCCAUGGGUGCAGGCCCGGCCACCAGGCGCUCGCCAGCUAGCCCCAACCCCGGGCCUGGCUCCAGGGUGGGGCCCCGGUGUCCCUCCGGGCCGGGUACACUGUUUCCCUUUGUUGUUUCCGUAAGGGUCUUCUGAACCGUUCUUAGUCUGACCCUUCGCCCAGGACCAGUCUGCCUUGGGUGACCCUACCAGGGGCAAAAAGCCCGGGACAGCAUAGCCCCUAGAUUCAUUAGAGCACGCAAACUCCUCCACCACGGUAAGGUGAUGGUUCAUGGAGGAAAAUUUUUGUGAGAAAUGGACGAAGAACAUCAGCAUACCUCAUAUAGUACUUCACCAGAAAGCCAUCUACACCAGAUGUCUCCCCGUUUUUCAUACCUUUAAUUGCAGUUCUAACUUCUGCUUCCGUUGUGGGAGCAUCCAAACUAUCUUCUUCUUUUGGAGAAAGUUGUGGUUACUCUACCUUCUAGGAGAAAGAGUUCAAGUCUUCAUCACUGGCCGAACAUGAAAAGUUUUUGAAAACUUUACCAUUUUCUUAGAUGAUGUUAAUAGUUUAUCCUCUUUUCCAAUUGCUGUGUUAUUCUAAUCCAAGUGAUAUAAAUGCCUUGCUAAUUAUCAUCCUUUUUUUUCACCAUUUUCAUAAAAAUUUGUGUUGAGUCAAAAUAGUGGGUACUCUGCUAUUUUCUUAUACAUUUAUGCAACGAAAAUUUUAGUUUAAUGAUUUUUCUGAAACAUUCUUUGUUAUAUUGUUCAGCUAAGUGUUUCUUCAAUUUACCUAUUUCCUUUUCCAUAUUGUCCUUUUUCUUCCAUGUGCUAUAAGCUAUAGAUUUCCUCAUGAUAAAUGCCUUGAGAACAUCCCAAACAGUAGCUAAUCUUUCUGUUGUUCCUCUAUAGAUAUCUAAAAAAAUGUCCUCACCCAGUUUUGUGGCAAACUGUUCAUCCUGCAGUAAACUUGUAUUUAGUCUCCAUCUCCCAAGCUUGUCUUUUGUAGGACAUAUGUUUAUAUGUGAUUGGACCAGUGCAUGAUUGCUGUUAUUGCUAUAACUCCUGUAUCCCAGUCUGUUACCAGGUCCACAAGCGAGCCAGCAACCAAAAAAAUAUUUCGUUAAUAGAAUUUAUGAGAGUGUGAGUAAAAUGCGUUUUCUCGUUCCUUUGGAUUUAUUAGUCACUCCACUAUUUAAAUCUGGUGAUAAACAUUCAUUCACAAACUAUAGACUAGUUUCUUUAUUGUCAUAGUUCUCAAAAAUUCCAGAGAAACUCUUUAACAACAAACUGUUUGAAUUCAUAAAAAAAAUAACAUCUUAAUGGACAGUCAGUAUGGAUUCAGAUCAGCUUGAUCCACUUCCCUGGCUCUAAUGGAAUGAAUAGAGGAAAUGUAUACAAGCAUAGAGUCAAAAAAAUAUACAUUUGGAAUAUUUAUUGAUUUGAAGUAGGCUUUUUACACCAUUGAUCAUGCAAUAUUAAUUUACAGGAUGGAGAAGUAUGGCAUAAGGGGAGUGGCUGUGGACUGGCUGAAGAGCCACAUCAGCAACAGAGUUCAGUUUGUUCAGGUGGGCAAGGACAGGUCUAGGUGUUUAGACAUGACUUGUGGUGUCCCACAGGGGUUAGUACUGGGCCUUAGUUUAUUCAUUUUAUACAUCAAUGAUAUAUUUAAACUUUCUGGUCCUUUAAGUGUAUUGUGUUUGCUGAUGACGCGAAUAUUUUGUGCAUUAGUGAUAAUCCACAGCAGAUGGUAAAAAUGGUCCAGAAUAAAUUGAGUAAACUGAAAUGCUGGUUUGCCAGAAACAAUUGAUCACUUAAUGAAAGUAAAACAAAGUUCGUUAUUUGGAAAUGGAAAAUUUGAUAUGAACAUUGAGUUAUUAAUUCAUAAUGUAAUUGUUGAAAGGGUCUAUGAAAGUAAGUUUUUGGCUACUCUGAUUGGUCAUAAGCUCUGCUGGAAACCAUACAUAAAAUAUCUGUGUUCAAAAGUUUCAAGAAGUAUCGGAAUCAUCAGUAAAUGAAAGUAUUUAUUACCACAAAAAUCAUUACACACACUCUACUGCUCCAUGAUCCUGCCAUACCUCUCCGUCUGUGUUGAAGUCUAGAGAAACACAUACAAGGCCAAUCUACAAUAGAUAUGCACAUUGCAAAAAAGAGCUACCCGUAUCAUAAAUCACACUGGAUACAGAGAUCACACCAGCCCUCUGUUUCUGAAAUUACAACUGUUAAAAUUUUAUGACAUUGUCAAAUUGGAAACAGAUCAAGUGCUGUACAAAGCAACAGAAAAAAGUUACCUGGUAACCUACAAAAGGUUCAAAACGAGAGAGGGGGGCUAUAAUCUGGAUCGGGUGAACAUCAAUUUAUCUGUCUGAUUGUCCAUACAACUCUCAAAAGUAUAUGCAUUUUUGUUUCUGGUGGUAAACUCUGGAACAGCCUGGAUGUCACUUUAAAAAUGUCCAAUAACAUUGAAAUAUUUCAAUCUGGCUAUAGAGAAAUAUUAAAAGAUUUAUAUAAGUUGAUUCGAUGAAAGGACUAGAUGGUACAAUCCCCGGGACUAUGCAUGGCAGGGGCGUCCUCCUCCCUGAGCUAGGCUUGCACCUGACCGCAUACCUGAGUGGAAGAGGAGUUGAUGCUUUACAGCCAUACUUAUUCCCUGGGACACAUCAUCAGUUGUGUCCUCAGAUCAUGGGGCGUUUCGGCCAAUUAUCACAAGACGCCCUCAGCUGAGGUAGGCCCACCACAGGUUGAUCAGACCUGGGUGUGUGUCCCAGGGUUAAGCAUUUGGCUUAGCAGCCCAGAUGGUGUCGCUCCUCUUCAUCCACAGCCAAUGGCUCGUUCUCUCGGCAGUGUUGGCCAGCUCUUUGAUGGCCUGUCUGUGAGCUUGUCCCCUGAUUCCGACCUCCCUAAGGAGCUUCACUGUCGAGCUGGCCACAAAACCCCUACAACCCACCUCCACCGGGCGCACCCACGCCUUCCAGCCCCUGUCCUCUGCCUCAGCCGCUAGGUUGGAGUAGCGAAGUUUCUUGCGUUCAUACGCUUCUUCGACAGCAUCCUCCCAAGGAACUGUCAGCUGUAUGAUGUAGACGAGCUUGCAGGUGUUAGACCAUAGGACAAGGUCUGGACGUAGGGUGGUCGUUGCGAUCUCCGGGGGGAAAACGAGUCUCCGAUCCAAGUCAGCCUGCAUUUGCCAGUCUCUUGCUGCAUUCAGCGGGCCCAGGUCAGAGUGUGAAACCCUUGCUCUCUGCUUUUCCCCCUCCCAAACAAACAAUGGUGGGUGUUGCCGCACAUCCUGGUUGUUGGUGGGUAGGGCGUUGAUGGAAACCCUCUUGCACUCAAGUUUGUCAGCCAGACACCUGAGGACCUGGUUGUGUCUCCAUGUAUAUCUACCUUGAGUGAGGCUGGUUUUACAGCCCACCAUGAUGUGCUUAAGUGUUGCUGGGGUUGUACACAGGGGGCACGCUGGGUCCUUUCCAAACCAUUGUUGCAGGUUUAUGGGAGAUGGUAGCACAUCGUAUGUUGCUCGAACGAUGAAGCUCAACCGGUUGGAUUCCAUGCCCCAGAGUGCGCUCCAUGUGAGCUUCUUCUUUUCGACACCCUCCCACCUCAUCCAGCGGCCCUGUUUGGCUUGUGCUACUGCUUUGGAUCGUCUGGUUGCUUCCUCCUGUCGGCGCACCUCCUCUACGACCAUGGUUCGUCGCUCGGCGGUAGAUGCCUUUCGCCAGAGAGGAGUUACAGCUCCAAGGCCAAAACCUGCUCUGCCUUGCUGGACAUGGCCCACUACAUCACGGUGGAGGAGAGCAGAUUUGGCCUGUAGGACAGCUGUGGCUGGGGUCCACUUCCUCCCUGUUGCCAAGGUGGGAGGGGCACCUCUCACUACAGGGUCCCGGGAAUCAGUGAGGGACAUCUCCAGCCUCACCUUCGCACACUUGAACUCUUCAACCACGCUGGAGAUGGGCAGUGACAAGGCUCCGUCGCUGUAGAGUCCAACGCUGCUGAAGCACCUUGGGAGUCCGAGCCACUUCCUCACAUGGGAGUUCACCAGCCUUUCCAAGCGAUUAGCAUGGCGUAUAGAGACCUCAUACAUGGUCAGCGGCCAUUGAAGUCUUGGUAACAGCCCAAACUGGAGGCACCAGAGCUUCAGUUUCCCUGGUAGUGCAGUGUUGUUGAUCUGCCUAAGGCUGUUGGCUGUGUCCUGCCGCAGCUGUUCAAUUUGCUGGGUGUCUCUGAGGUCUGCAUUAUACCAUCGUCCAAGGCUCUUGAUGGGCUUCUCUAGGAGUGUUGGGAUUGGUUCACCGCUGUUGUGGAACCGCUCACCUGUCAGUUGGCCUUUGACGAUGGAAAUGCUGCGUGACUUGCUUGGUUUGAAGUCCAUUCGCGCCCACUGGAUGUUUUCCUGGAGUUUCUGCAGCAAGCGUCUCGUACAUGGUUUUGUUGUUGUUACGACGGUCAUAUCGUCCAUAUAGGCUCUAAUAGGCGGAAGACGCAGGCCACUCUUGGUCCUCUCACCUCCCACUACCCAGCGGGAUGCCCGUAUGACCAACUCCAUUGCCAUGACGAAUGCCAGGGGAGAAAUUGUGCAGCCCGCCAUGAUGCCGAUUUCCAGAUGCUGCCAGGCGGUGGUGUUGCCCUCAGAUGUUACACAGAACUGGAGAUCUUGGAAGUAGCUCUUGACCAAUUCUGUGAUGUGGCCUGGUACGCCAAAGAAGUUGAAGGCCGUCCACAAGGUCUUGUGAGGGACUGACCCAAAAGCGUUGGCGAGGUCUAGGAAGACCACAUGUAGAUCUCUCCGUUCCUUUUUUGCAGCUUGUAUCUGGUGCCAGAUCAUAUUGGCGUGCUCCAGACAUCCUGAGAAACCCUGAAUCCCGGCUUUCUGCACUGAUGUAUCAACAAAGUUGUUUCUUUGGAGGAAUGCAGAGAGCCUUUGGGCAACGACACUAAAGAAGAUCUUCCCCUCCACAUUCAGCAGGCUGAUCUGACGAAACUGGCCUAUGGAUGACGAGUCCUUCUCUUUGGGGAUCAGGAUGCCUCCUGCUCUUCGCCAUGCUCUCGGGAUCACACCUUUCUUCCAUGCUACCUUCAUCAGCUUCCACAGGUAUCUGAGGGCUCCUGGGGCGUUCUUGUACAGCCUAUAAGGGAUGCCAUUGGGCCCAGGUGCCGACGCCGAUCUUGCCUGCUUCACAGUCUUCUCCACCUCGCUCCAUGUGGGGGGUCUCAUGUCCAUUUGGUGUUCAGGUGCAUGAAUUGGUGGCAUGUCGUUUGGGAUAGUGACUGGCUCAUGCUUCCGAUCAUCAGAGUACGUCUUACUCAGGUGCUCUUCCAGAUCUUUUAUGGGCACCUUGAGGCUCCCGCUCUUCUCUUGCUCAAAGAGGCCUUUAACAAAACUGUAGGGAUUGCUAAAGAAGAGGGUUCUUGUACGUUCUUUCCUCUUGCGUUGUCGUCUGAGGUGUUCUGCUCUUCGCAACUUUGUUAGGCGAUGCUUUAUUUCAGCCUGCAGAACUUCAAUUCCCUCUCUUUCCAUCUCUGUAGCCUUUCUCCACAGCUUUCUCAACUGUCUUCUUUCUUUCACCAAGCUUUCAAUUUCACGCUGCCUCCUGGACUUGGACUGGUUUGGAUGGCCUUUCUGCUGCCUCUGUGCCUUGUGCUUUACCCCAAAUCGCUCGGCGCCAUAGCUGUAAAUGACGGCACCCAUAUUGUCCAGUUUUCUUUCAACAGGACCCUUCUGCUGUUCUAAAAGAAGGACCAGGUCUGAGUCAAUGGUCUCCCACUCUCUCUUCUGGUUGGAUUUGGGCCACAGGAUCAGAGGUUUCCUUCCUUCCAUCUUUCUCUCUGUUGCAGGCAGAGGCUGGCUGGGCUCAGUGUUGGAACCUGCUGCUGAUUGGUUGAGGUCCGGGCUGGAGACUUCUGCUGACUGGCUGGGCUCCGGGAUGGAGACUGCUGCUGGUUGGAUGGGUUCCGAGUUGGAGACUGCUGCUGGCUGACUGGGUUCCGAGCUGGAGACUACUGGUGGCUGGCUAGGCUCCAAGUUGGAGACUGUUGGAGGGUCUAUGCGACUCUGAGCUUCAUUUGAGGUGCUGAUACCCUGAGGACUGUGGGGGUUCUCCUGCCUCCGGGCUUCAUUCGACUGAUUUGAUCUAGUUCUUAAGAAGUACUAAUCAAUGCGGGACCCCUUGCUGAGCUCGAUGAGGCAUUUCUUUUUGCCUUGAUGGAUUUUUAGGCCCCUCGCUGUUGUUAUCUUUGACCAGCCACAGAUGCAGCGCUGCAGCAUUUGUCCUGUUGGUGAGUCAUUAGUUGCUGUGCUGGUUCCGUUCGUUGUCAGUUCCGUUCCGUUGUCUGUCACCGUGAGAUCCGUCCGUACUGGGUCAUCUUCCGCCCCCGCUCUCGCAGACCCUGGGGGUAUUUUCUUCCUUGACUUUUUCGUAGCAAUGAGGGGUGGAACCAGAAACACUAUGUAGCGCUGGGUCCUGCCGGUAUGGGUUGCUAACCCACACCAGCCCCGUUGGGGUCUAUUCCCUCCAGUCAGCAGUCUUUCCAGGCUGUCAUCUGGUCUUUCCCUGAUUGUCAGUUGCUCUUUCGCAGCGGUCACUGGAUCUUUUCCAGAAGUAAGAUUCGAUGAAAGGACUAGAUGGUACAAUCCCCGGGACUAUGCAUGGCAGGGGCGUCCUCCUCCCUGAGCUAGGCUUGCACCUGACCGCAUACCUGAGUGGAAGAGGAGUUGAUGCUUUACAGCCAUACUUAUUCCCUGGGACACAUCAUCAGUUGUGUCCUCAGAUCAUGGGGCGUUUCGGCCAAUUAUCACAAGACGCCCUCAGCUGAGGUAGGCCCACCACAGGUUGAUCAGACCUGGGUGUGUGUCCCAGGGGUAAGCAUUUGGCUUAGCAGCCCAGAUGGUGUCGCUCCUCUUCAUCCACAGCCAAUGGCUCGUUCUCUCGGCAGUGUUGGCCAGCUCUUUGAUGGCCUGUCUGUGAGCUUGUCCCCUGAUUCCGACCUCCCUAAGGAGCUUCACUGUCGAGCUGGCCACAAAACCCCUACAACCCACCUCCACCGGGCGCACCCACGCCUUCCAGCCCCUGUCCUCUGCCUCAGCCGCUAGGUUGGAGUAGCGAAGUUUCUUGCGUUCAUACGCUUCUUCGACAGCAUCCUCCCAAGGAACUGUCAGCUCUAUGAUGUAGACGAGCUUGCAGGUGUUAGACCAUAGGACAAGGUCUGGACGUAGGGUGGUCGUUGCGAUCUCCGGGGGGAAAACGAGUCUCCGAUCCAAGUCAGCCUGCAUUUGCCAGUCUCUGGCUGCAUUCAGCGGGCCCAGGUCAGAGUGUGAAACCCUUGCUCUCUGCUUUUCCCCCUCCCGAACAAACAAUGGUGGGUGUUGCCGCACAUCCUGGUUGUUGGUGGGUAGGGCGUUGAUGGAAACCCUCUUGCACUCAAGUUUGUCAGCCAGACACCUGAGGACCUGGUUGUGUCUCCAUGUAUAUCUACCUUGAGUGAGGCUGGUUUUACAGCCCACCAUGAUGUGCUUAAGUGUUGCUGGGGUUGUACACAGGGGGCACGCUGGGUCCUAACAAAACUAAACUAACAAAAAUAUGGUGUUUUACUUAAUAUACUUGAUUGCAUACAAUUAAUAUUAAUUCUGAAUAUAAUAACAUUAAUUAUCAUCAAAAUAUGCAAAUGAUCAUGUUAAGUAACAUAUGUAGUGUUGAGCAGAUAUCACGUAUAAUAUGUAGAUAUUUAUACAGAUCUUUGUAAUUUAUACUAUUACAUUUUUUUUUUUUAAAUUCAUCAUUGGCUCUGAUUUGCAAGGAACUGGCAGGACAGGAUAAGCUCCUUACCUCAUUCUGAUCCUUCUCAAACUGCUUGUUUUUGACAUACAUAUGUUGUGUAAAUUUAUCUUUGACAUGUACAGUUGUUUGGUGUGCAUAUGUAUCAUUUUGCUUGGCAUUUUUGUUUCUAGUUUUUUUUUUUUUUUUUUUUGUUUUUAUUCUUAAAGUUUGAGACAAAUAAAGAAGAAAGAAAGAAAGAUGAGUCUCCAAAUAUCUGUCAAACCCAGUCCAGUUCCUCCUGUAAAGUAUUCAUAGCUAUCUCUGGGGGAUGUGCCUGUUCCAAUUUUAUUGCAAUGCAAAUAAUCAUCAAAUACUUGAUUGAAGUCUCCACCCAAAAUAUUCUGACCAUCUGUAUCUCCCAGUAUUUGAUUGACCUCCUAAAAGAAAGAUGUGUUUUCUCUGUUUGGAGCAUGUAAAUUGCAAAGUACUACUUUAAUUCCAUUAAUUAGUGCUUCUACAACUAAAUUUCCUGAAUAUAUGCAAUAUCUGUAGCUGUAGAUUUGAGAUAAGUUGGUAUUUUUUAUAUUUGAUUGGUGUGCUACAGCCAUUGUUGAUAUUCCAUGUCAUUACACUGAUAUGUCCACUACUCAUUGUUUCUAAAGAGUAUAAUAUACUUUUGCCUCCUCUUAACCACAUCCAUGACACCCCUCCUCACCACUUCCACACACAUUAAUGCUUUGCUCCUGCCGUCCUAAAAGUAAAAACACCUCCAAAACCAGCCAAUAGAACUAAACCUGACAGAUAGUUCUCCUUUGUAUCAAUACUUCACCCUGAAGCUGACGAGUUUCCUCAUGGCCUGAGCUACAAUUUUAAAAAAAAACAACGUUCUGAUAGACUUUGGCUUGUUGUUUCCCUACUUUAGCAACAGUGUCUGAAUGAAAUGAGUUACUAUGACACUUAGUUUGUCGAGUCUCUCAUGUGUUUGCAGGUCAUGAUCAGGAGCUGACUCAUUGCUGCACACACCCCACCCAACGCCUGGUUGUCACAUCCUCCAGAGACACCACCUUCAGACUGUGGGACUUCAGAGAUCCGUCCAUCCACUCUGUCAACGUUUUCCAGGGACACACUGAGUAAGUUCCACAGCAUCCACACACACAUAUGCACACACACUGCACCUGAGGAAUCCCCCACACGUAAGCUUUCAUGAGUUAGAUGUAUGACUUAAUAUGUUGAUGCUGUCCUGGUUGUCUUUAAGCCACUUUGAUAUCAUCAGUAUCAUUUUUUCUGUUUUUAGAUGUAAUAUUUACCUAGGCUCCUGCAGUCUUCCUGUCAUCCACAGGGUGGUGCUGUAACACUUCCCUGCUCUGGGAAUCCCUCCUACUCUUGCUGCUGUAUUUCUUUUUACAGUGCCACAUUAAUCUACAGUCCUCUUUCUGCUCUAAGUCAAAUCCUCCACUUGCCUCUCAUUCAUUUCCAUCACUUCCACUCACUGUGACGCUUUGAUUCUUGUUCUCUCCCCUCUUUUCUUUCUCUCUCCCUCUCUCUAUCUCCUGUUCAUUUAUCUGACUGUUUCUGCGUUAAUCCUUCACUCUGCGUAAUUUGGCACUUCACUCGUUAACACUCAAUUGCAGCAGCUCAUUUUGAAAUGAUGCUUGCAGUGGCAGCACUCUUUAAAGGCAGAAGAAAUGAGUGUAUGUGUGUAUGUGCCUGUGCAUGUCCACAUGUCUGUGCUGGCUGGCAGCCUUUUUUUCUGAGAGUGGGGAUUACAUAGAGCUCAUUAUGUACGACCCCAAUGUGUAUAAUUCCUCCAGAUCCCACUCUAAUUCUCCUCCAUAGACAAUGGAUGUAAUGAGAUUAAGCUGCAAUGUUUCACUGUUAGCCCUCCUUCUUUUCUCCCCUCAGCUCCUUUCCUUUUUCCCCUCCCAAAAGGCCGUCAAUGGUCUAAGAAAUAUUAUAGCAGAAAUAUUUCAAGCAGUAAACAUACAGAGACAGUUUUUUCAGCUUAUAAACCAGAAAAUCUGAAUUUGCUGAUUUAAAAAUACAGAAACUGAACUCAGGGGUCUGGAUUUGAGCAAGAGAAAGUUUUGAUGUGUGCAGGAAAAAGGUGUCAAACUAUAACUGACAAGUCGAGACAGAAGUAAAUAAAGUAAAAAAAAAAAAAAGUCUGGUUUGAAUAGACAUUUAAUCAACAUCACAAUUGGAAGUUAAAAACUUUCACUUUGAACCAGCCAAUGACAUAACAGUGGUCAAAUACUGGUGCAUAUUAACAAAUUACAAAAAUCUAAAAAAAUAAAUAAAAAAGGUAAACUUUUGUGCAGUUUAUUUCAUAUUAGUAUGUUUUGGUUUUGAUAAUAAUGUAACACAGCUCAUAAAAGUCUGAGAUCAAGUACCUUAAAUUCUGAAAAUGUUUACUAAUCCAAAAAUUGACUCAUAAUACAAAGAAGUCUGACUUCUGAAAAGGAUAUCAACUUUUACUUUAAUUACUAGCCGCCAGUGAUUUACUGCAUCAAUGUGGCAUGUUUACGAUCAGUCUGAAGCUCUGCUGAGGUCUCAUUGAAGCCCAGCUUGUUUUCAUCGUGGCCUUCGGCUGGCCUGUACUCUUAGGUCAAGUGUCUUUCAUCUCCCUUUUGACAAAUAUCCCACAGUUUAUCUCCAGAGUUUAGGCCAGACCAGUUGGCUGUCCAAUCAAGCACAGUAACACCACAGUCAGUAAAUCAGUUCCUGGUAGUUUUGGGGCUGGAAGCAGAUACCAGGUCCUGCUGGAAAAUGAAAACCUUCUCAGCAGAAGAAUCAUGAAGGUCUUUAAAACCUCUUAGUAGACUUUAGGCUUUGCUGAUUACAUUAUUAAACACAGUAGAAAAACAGCAACGGAUAACAUUGACCCAUAUCGUCACAGAACUUUAUGCUGGACUUAAAGCACAUUGGAUUCUGGGCCUCUUUGAUCUUCCUCUAGACUCUUUAUUUGAAAAUGAGAUUAUAGGGCUGGGCGAUAUGGAAAAAAGUUUAUCACGAUAUCAGUCGAUAUCGAUAUAUUAUGAUAUAAAAAUGAAAUUUAACAGUGUUUAUUGGUAGCAUGUCUUUUGCAAUACAAUAAUCUACUGCAUCUGUGAGGUCUUUGUGUCUCUUCAACAUUUUGUCGUAAGGCAUUGCGCUAGGGAAUGAAUGUUUCAGCUGCACAGGCGCCAUGGGCUCCUUACUCUGCUCAGGGUUUGUAACCUUUUGCAUUGCACAUGCUUUGCCGUGUGGCGCUGCUUCAGGUGAUAAAAAAGAUUUGAGGUAUUCCUCGACGUUGUGAGAACGUGUACUCGACAUAAUUUACAGUACACAUUACUUUGCUUCAUGUCCGACCUCAAAAAACCAAAAUACCUCCACACCACUGACGUUUUUGUAAUGCCAGUGUUGUCGACGAUGUCGUCAUCUGUUGAGCCUUCAUGGUCAUUUCUGUUGGGGGUAGCACUCAUUUUCUUUCUCACCAACAGUGCUGUCAGCUUCACCUGUUAAAGUGCUAUGGUUGGGUGUAGCUGCUGUCUGCUACGACGCAGUUACUUGGUUCUAAUUCAGCACAUGAUUGGUUCAGACCCGGAGCAACUCCCCUUUUCAUUGGCUAUUCCUAUAGUCUACCAAAACAUGGCAGAAUGCCUGUUUGAAAGCCCAUGUUGUUUAGGUGUUUUCAAGUAAAUACCGUUCAGUUAUAUUGUGUUUAACUGUAAGUUUUCAUUUGUCCGACGCUUGUGAACGCACCGUAGGUGUUUGGACACCUAUGGUGCUAAGUUUGAUGCUAUAUUGUGUUAAUGUGUUGUUUACCAUGAAUAUGGCUAAUGCUAUCUCAUGCUACUCGAUGUGCAAUUAAUAAAGUCCUUUAUAUUCAGUUAUAUUAUGUGAACGAAGCUUGAAGAUAAUGUAUUAGUAUAAUAAUCCAAUAAAUACAACAGAGUAUAGGGGCCCCUUUAAAAAAAAAAUAAAUAAAUUUAAGACUUCGAGAUUAAAGUCAUUACUUACAAGAAUAAAGUCAUUAACUUAUGAGGACAACGUGGUAAAGUUACCUUUUGUGGAGGAGAGUUGUUAAAGUGAGGGCUGUGUUUUACUUUAGUAUGGGUUUUACAAUCAUGGAGAUACUUAAUCCUUCAGUACAUCAGCAUUACAUUGUCAUGUGUGUCAGAACUUUCAAAAGAACAUAUUUGAAAAAAAAGGGGGACUUUGAGGGAAUCACUGCUUUUGUGGAGGGCAAACGGUUGGACAGUGGCGGACCCCACGCAGUGUAUUUUCAUCUGGCAAAGCCCGGCAUACAGCCAGUUUGGUAUUUUAGUGGACUGAGGCGCACCGAGGUCCGCCAAGCUGGGCGUGGUGGCGCGGCAGGGGGAGGUGUCGACAGAAUCAACUGGCGCAGUGACAUUUUUGUGCUCGCCGCUGGCGUGUAAAGUGCGCUGAAAGCUCGCCGAUUCACACCUGGUCAGCUUUCAGCGCAGGCGGAGUGCAGCUGGUCUCGUGGUAUUUUGGUAGACUGGCGACGUAUCAGCAUACGUCACUGAUUCAUCGGCAGGUUUCCACAGUGUCAGGCACAUUUCAGUGCAAUAAAUGAUCAACAACAACCAAUAUUCUGAGUCAGCACACACAUUUAGAUCUAUAAUAUAUAUUCUGAUCUAUAUCAGAUCUGAUGAGCGCGUUUGACACGCAUUUCGACACACAACCUGACCGAAUUAACACAGCUGAAACCACAUUAAAUUAAAUUAAAUAUCUAGUAAAUAAACACACAUGAUGAAGUUAACAAGAUAUGUAAUUCGUCUCCCUCCUUUUUUCUUCCUCUUCCUUUUAUUUCUCGAGCAGCUCGACCUGGACAUGUCUCCAUGUCAUCUCCCCAUCCUGCUGCAACUGCUGCUGCGGCGGCUGAACAGAUGAUUUAUUUUAGUGAUCAGAUGAGUUAUUUACUUUAAGCCUACAUACGAAUAUUAUAAUAUUAACCUUAAUCAAACCUUUUAAUCAAUUACCUUGUCUGAUUACGCCUCCCACCCACCUCUCCUCCCUCUGUAGUCCCAGGUGGGCCGCUUCCAGCAACACUUGUUGAGGGGCUGCCUUCUGUCAUCAUCGUGUGGCAUUGCUGUCUUCAGCCAUCUCUUGAUCUCUUUGACUACUUCACGAAAAUUGUAAUACGCCUCGCCGGUGGCGAAUUUAAAUGCGAGGAGAGGAGCUGAUGUGAUUGGUCAAUACAGGUCUCGGCUGUGUUAAGCUCACUCCACGCCCUCUCUCCUCCCUCCCUACGACUUAUGCCGCUGGCAGGAGCUGAGUUAGGGAGGGGGAAUACUUACACCGGGCUGCGCCGCUCACCAAAAUACCAAAUUGUGCUUGGGAACGCCUUGUCGGCGCGGCAGACCUGAGUUAUGCCUCGCAUGCGCUGCGUUGCUGGCGGGGCACGAAAAUAGAGCCCUAUGUGUCAUGAGGUGUUGAGGCCUCUGCAGGUGUAGGUUACUGACUUACUGUAAUCAUCGGGUCUUUUUCGUCCUUAUGAAACCUGCUUCAUUCCGGCGAGUGUCCGUCUUCUAUCUGCCCGAAUACAGCAAUACUACUUUUGAUUGGCUGUUUUGGUACAUAAACUUUAUUUGAUUGGCUUGUGAGUGGUCAAAUGCGUAAGACUUGAGAGCCCUGUAUCGUUAUUGUUUCAUCGCCCAGCACUAUGAGAUUCCAAAUUGACUUUGAUCGGAAAACAGGACUUUGGACCACUGAACAACGGUCCAGUUUUUCUGCCCAGGUGAGACUCUUAUUAUGAUGUUGUUUUGGUUCAGGAAAGUCUUGACAGCAGGAACAUUUGCAGUCCAUUUCCUGGACUUGUCUCUGUGUAGUGGCUCUUAAUGCUGUGACUCCAGCCUCAGUCCAGUCCCUGUAAAGCUCCUGUAAGUUCUUGAAUCUGCUUUUUUUGAGCUCUUCCCUGUUUCGUGUCCCCCAUUCCUCACUCACUUGGCAUGACUCUGCUUCCAUAUAGCACUCUGUGAACAGCCAAGAAUUUAGUUUACAUGGCAUACAAUAAAUUUUUACUUUCUUCUCAAACUGAUCAAAAAGAAGAAGAAAAAAGACUUUUCCAUGUUUUCUGGGAUUCGUCUGUACAUCUUUCUGGAAUUUUUUUUUAUAUAAAAACGCCAGUUUUCAAAUUCAGACCUUUUUAAGUUUAGCCAGAUCUUACAACAACAGGUAUUCAUCCUUUUGCCUCUUCCCCUCCUAACUUUUGACUUUUAGAACAUUAUAUCAUAAAUAAAGCCCACCCCCACAGGCAGAUAGCAGAGUGUGAGCAGUUAAAAAGGCAGAAGAGGUUGUGAGCUGGAGGGGAGACAGCCUCUCAUUUCCACCGACGUUACUGGGCAAUUACAGCUAACACUUUCUGACAGUGAACCGCUGCAGCUAAAAGUGCAGCACACACCCUCCAUCCCACCACGGGGCUGUAAUUACAGACCAAUGACAACUAAACAUGAGGUCGUAAAACAGCCGGGAGCAGACAAGAAGUGACUGAAGAUUCGCUCUCCAAACACAACAUCAUGUCCUGUUUGUCUCUGCUGCUGUCAGCAUCUGAUAGAAGAAAGUGUGUGUGUGUGUGUGUGUGUGUGUGUGUGUGUGUGUGUGUGUGUGUGUGUGUGUGUGUGUGUGUGUGUGUGUGUGUGUGUGUGUGUGUGUGUGUGUGAGAGAGAGAGAGAGAGAGAGAGAGAGAGAGAGAGAGUGUACGCAGAUUUGACAUCCUCUUUCUGGAGGAAUACACCAGCACUUAGCGGGUCCUCAGUGACUGUCAGUUUUUCUGCAGCACAGCACGACAACAAAGUGCUGGAAAAAACAUCUUUCAGUCCUUUUUACCUGAUGAGUUUCUUUUACAUUUUACCUUUUUGGCAGUUACCUUCUAUUGUUAUAAUCCAUGAGAUAUUCAGAGAUUCCUCCAUCAAUCAUUAAAGGCACUCGGAGAGAAGAGCACAAACAGCAGUUUACCUCACAGAUGUAUGUGAGAUAGAUGAACUGCAAGGUUUAAAAAGUUUGGCUCAAAAGGAUAUAACACGAUUGUCUUCAUAUGAUUUCUGCUGAUUUUUCCCUUUAAACAAACAACUGAUUGUGUUUCACAGAAAAUGAGAAAUCUGCACCAGGAUGAUGUCCUGAAAUAUACCUGCUGCAGUCUCCACCAGCACUUCUGUUUUAUUUUGUAUCAGGUCCCUUUAAAUUUAAGAAAAUGUGUAAAUGAAUAAUGAAUAACUAUUAAUGUGUGUUAUAGGUAGAUUAUGGAGGAUUUAGCAGCAUUUUCCUAAUGACAGAGUGGCUGUUGGGAGAACUAAAGGGAUAGAGUAAAAUCAGUUUGUUGUGAAAAAGAGGUUGUAUCAUUAGCUUUUUUUUUUUGGCUAGAAAAAUUUGGGAUACAGUCAGGGAGAAAAAAAGUCAGCUAAAAAAUAUUGGGAAUUUCUAAGAGUCUGGUGUCUGCAUCAGGAUUUGUUUUCUUUUUUUUUUCCUUGAGUUUUAUGAUGUGCAGGAUAUUUUCCCCUCUCCAGAGCAGUAGCCAACUUUGCAGAGCCUCACUCACUCACUCACAUUUUGCUGCACGUUUUUGCACGGUUCUAUUUGCAGACAUCAAUUUAAGCUAAAUGUAAUGCCUGUUCAAACAGUUGGAUGACACUCCUCAUACUAUGGACAGUCUUAAGCCGAAAAAUACACGAUCUGUAUUGAGCGUGUUCUGUAUUUGCUCCAUAGAGCAGCAUUUGGUAUCACAUACAGGAUCAGCGUAUUUGGAGUGUAGCAGCAGCGUAGUGCAGCGUUGGGUAUCACAUACAGGAUCAGCGUAUUUGGAGCGUAGCAGCAGCGUAGUGCAGCCCCCCCCCGGUCAGCUGGUUUCAGUAUAGAGGAAACAACAUGCUCACAACAAGUUUUUUUUUCCUUUCUGUGGUUGAUUUCCUGGUAAUUUGGAUAUAAUUCAGUGACUGUUGAGCCUCUACUAUAUGUGAAAAAGGAACGGGAUUUUCCAGUUUGUGUUUUUGCAGGUUUACUCAUGUUUAAUAAAGUAAACUCUGUUCCUUUAUGCUGUGCUGUUACCUUCAGACAGGGUCCACAUGGAUCAGGGAUUGACCUUCAGAUUGUUCCGUGUUACUGAUAAAUCCAAAACCAGGAAGGAUUUCUCAUCUACAUGGACUGAUACACAGUCAGGAGUCCACAUAUGGUGUUUUAUUUUUAUUUUGUGCCUGACAUCCUGUGUAGAACGAUCUUCUCUGUGUGGAUGGACGCGCAUUGGAAGCGUAGCGCAGCAAAAAUUGACUCAUCGCGUAUCUUUAACAGAGCUGCUCUUGAUACGAUGCUGCGUCGGUGCUGAUACACAUCCCGUAUGCUUUGCUGCAUUGAUUAGAAUGGAAACCUAUUUGCUGCAUGAUAUGUGACGCUGCUGAUUUGCGCUAAAUACGGAUCCUGUAUGUUUUAGCCUUUAGGUUGACAGAUUCUGCAAUACUCUGUGACUAGUUAGUAUAUAAAUAACAUCAGUCUGAGAGGAAAUUGGGACUUUCAGUUUGUAGAAAUUCAGUUAACCGUAACUUUUUGGGAAGCACAAUUCUCUUUUUAUUCUCUCUAUUUCUUUGUCUCCUCAGGUCUCAGAUCAUAAAGAGUCUUGACCUUGGCUGUCAGACUCACUGCAGAGAGGCUGUUAAGUAACACUGACUCCCCCACCCCCACCACCUAUUCUACAAACCCUUUAACCUUAAUCAAACCUUUUAAUCAAUUACCUUGUCUGAUUACGCCUCCCACCCACCUCUCCUCCCUCUGUAGUCCCAGGUGGGCUGUUCUCUUCAAUGUCAGAGGGUUUCUGUAAUGAUGCAGCAGUUUGCUCGAGCCUCUGCCUCUAAUGGGACAAAGUUUAGUCCACUAAUUAGCCCUUAAUGCUGUGUCAAUUUGAAUUAAGAGGGAAGCCAGUUUUACCAAGCAAAAUCAGUAAGAAACUCCAGACAGUGCUUGUGUGUGGGAAGCUAAUCCUAGGUCAUAAUCAGGGCGCCUUUUUUUUCCUUUCAACCUUCCUCCCAUGAACAAGCAGAAAGAAAAUGGAGGAAAGACUGAAACCCUCUCAGGAUACAGUAAUAGAUUGGAGAUAUUAGAGUUCUAUUAAAUUAUCACCUAGGCCUGAUCUCAGCGCUAUUAUGUGGAGCAGUGCAUCACAGCUAGUAGGAGAGAGGGUGAGGUAGGUAGAGGGGAAGGAGGUGAUGACCACAUAUGAAGAACCUCUGCUCCGAAUGUGACCAACAACAGUCCAUUGUGAUCAAUCACAUUUUAAAUUGCAUGUUUAAAAUUUCAGUAUUUGCCAUUUCUAAAUAGUACUUGAUGCAACAUACAACAUGCAAAGUUUUUUAUACCACUGUUUUGAUUUGGGAAUGAAAUGAAUGUAAAGUGAUUAAUGGUCGUGACUUUCAGAUUCAUUAUUGAAGUAAACACCGUGUGAUUUUAAACCAUGACUUAAAAGGAGUUAACAGCAUCAAACAUAACAAGCUGAAGCACCCUUUGGACCUGGGUCUUUCCCUGUGUUGAGCGGCCUGCAGUCAGUUAUCACCCAUCUAACCAGCUCUGCAGUGUAAUUGUAUGAUUCAAUUUCAUGUACAGGUCUGUGGUGAUCCACAAGCUCCAAAAUGGAGCAUUAAUGUAAUAAGCUGCACCAGUAUGCUUUACUUAUAGUGUUUGACUCAAACUGUAAGGACUUGGGUGAUAUUUUAAAUUCUGUUCCACUUAAGUUGCAUAAUACUUUUGACAUGUAAACUGAGCCCUCCAGGAGUUUUUUUGAUCUAGUGUUGAUACUUCCAUCAUGGUGGCAGCAGUAUGUGAGAAAAAGCUGCAGAGGCUAAGCCACAGUGCGCAGAGAUAAAAUAGUGAUAAAAACAUAUUAACUAAGGACCCUCACAGCCCUUGUAUCUAGGGCAGGGGUCAGCAACCUUAAACGCUCAAAGAGCCAUUUGGACCAGUUUCCCACAGAAAAGAAAACACAGGGAGCCACAAAACCUCUUCAACAUCUAAAAUGAAGAUAACAAUGAAUAUAUCAGGUUUUUUUUUACCUUUAUACAAAGUAUAUAAAAAACUGUAGCAAGUUGCAUUUAUGAAAUAAAUGAACUGCUGCAGAGAAAAAGAAAUGUAAUUUCUGUAGGCAAACAAAAAUAUUUUAAAUAGUUUGAAAUAACCUUAAAGACCCACUUCAAUGAAAAUCAUGUUAUUCUUGUUGUCUACACGUUCAUAUAUCAUUUUCCUGAUGCUACAGGACAUAUCAUAAGUAAGAUAAGUGCAAAAUUGCAUUUCUGAGUAUUUCUGCAUUUAAAUCACUGUGAAUCUCUGGCAGAGCCAAACGGUAGUCUCAGACGCAGGGAGAUUUCCUACUUUACAACUGCAAGCUCUGCCCUUGGAGCCCUGCUAUGUAGGCCACACUCGGAGGAGUAGAGAGGAUAAUCGCGCAACAAGCGUGUGCGCUGAAUAAAAACACAAUUUCACGGAACAAUGUAAGAUAUAUAUUUGCAAAAUAAUAACCGAAAUAAUAGCCGAUUAAAAUGUGAAAUUUACUUGCUUAAUGUGACUUUUGCUCCUUAAUCUCAGAGCACAGCGUCUCCACAUCCAGGCUGUGUGACAUUACAUUCAUCUUCACACAGGUUUUCGGUUUUCCCAAAUCGGCAGUUAUGAUGCAUAUUUUGAGCUAUAAAAAAAAUUUAACAUGGUUUAUUUAAUGUUACAAGAGCAUAUAAUCUUUGAAUUUAGAAUUACACAAAAAAAUAGUAAAAUAAAAUAAAUUUAAAUUAAAUAUUUAUUAUUUAUUUUCCAAAUCCACUGGGAGCUGCAGCUUAGGGAAGAAAGAGUUGCAUAUGGCUCCAGAGCCGCAGGUUGCCGACCCCUGAUCUAGGGCUUUAUAAAAAAAACUCAUAUACAUUGCAAUAUAUUGUAACUCUUUCAGUAAAAUAGAUAACCCCCCCCCCCCCACACACACACACACAGACACUCACACAUUUUAGAAGCACUCACCUCUGCUCACAUCUGCUUGUAAAAAUCCCCAUGCACUUUUCUUUAAUUCAUCAUUUUGUACAAUUAUUUAAUGAUGUUGAAGAGGUUCCACCUGAAAGCUGAUGGGCUGAAACCAGUUUAUACCAAAAGUUCCUUUACUAUACCACUAAAGUACCAGAGAUACAAAAGUCAAACAAAAACAAUCACAUCACUAACUGUAUAUCUCUAAUUUAGUCAUUAUGAAAGUAAACACUCACAGAGUACAUGAGGCAAAGUGUUAAAGAGAGGAGAACAAAGUGAACUCUGUGAUUUAACAGCUCAGACAGUUUCAUCAGCGUGUCAACACUUCAAGUCUGUCACCUAUCAAAUCAAGAUCUAAAAACCUGUGACAGUGAGCAGCGUAUGUGUCAUCCUGUCCACACCUUUGUUCUUCACCCUGAUGGUGAGACUGUCAGGAUUUUAAACAGGGAGUCACAUUUAAUGAAGAAUCACACUGUGUUAAUUUUUUAAGUUCAGCCAACUUUUCAUAACACCUUGGAGUGUGUUUUGGUGGGGCCAAACAAAAUUUUGCUGCAUACCCAACAAUGUUUUGUUUGGCCAUCCAGGAUCCUAACCCUAAAACAAAAACUUCUGAGACCUCAAAACAACAUUUUACAAAGCUCUCAAAAUGCCUUAUAAAACACACAAAAAAGAAUUAAAAAAUGCUUCUUGAAGUGAAAGGACACAGAAAACAUACAUACCAAUUAUAUUCAGUAACACUCUUGAGAACCUGAUAAUAUUUAUUAAUUAAUCUGUAUGAGUUGCUGGCACCAGGAUUCUGCAUACAAAUCAGGUUAAUAAAAUGAGCUAAGGUAACAUCUGCAAAAAACUUUAAACAAUUUCAACGUUCAGUUUAUUAACUCAAAUUUGUAACAUCGAAAUAAGACUACUCAGUCUGUGUGAUUCUUAAAAACAGAAAAAAGUGCAAAAAAUUCACUGGGACAUAAGCUUUAUUGACUUAACACUAACAUUUUAAACUUGUUUGAUCAGUAAAUAUUAGUCACUUGUCAGCUUGUUCCUUUUAAAAAAGGUGAAUGACUUUAUAACAUGGGGGAACUAUGCAAAGUUUUCAACAGUAUUAGUUAUAUUUUAUCUUAAUAGAAGGGAUGAAAGGUGCAUAACAUUUGCAUGCACGUUCUCUUACACACUGACAAUAAACACACUGACAAUUAACAUACCCAUUUCAAGUAUUUAUUUAUACAAAAAAGAAAAACAAAAAAAAGGAGCCAGAGCAGUAGAUGUUUAAAAAUUCCAAUAAUUGACCUUUUUUGGGCCAGUCCCAUUGACUUCAAUGCAAAAUUUAUUUUUGCAGAUUUUCGCUACUUACAAUGCGAAAAAUUCAUAUACAACAGAGAAAAGUAAUAGAACAGCAAUCCUGAUGAAACAGCACAUUUUGAUAAAUAAUUUGUUGUACAACUUCAAGCUGUUGGACUAGUAGGGAAUCAGAAUUUGUUUCCCGUGGCUUCACUCCACAACUUUAUUCCCACAAGAACUAAAAGAUCUUUUUUGUUCCUUCCAAUCUUCUCCCUCUUUGAAUCCUGUUGCUUUGAAUCCUGUUGCUUAAAGUGUGGCAUUUCUGGUGUAACUCCCUGACUGUGUGUGUGUGUGUGUGUGUGUGUGUGUGUGUGUGUGUGUGUGUGUGUGUGUGUGUGUGUGUGUGUGUGUGUUCAUGUUUCUCAGCACGGUGACGUCAGCGGUCUUCACAGUCGGAGACAAUGUGGUUUCAGGGAGCGACGAUCGUACUGUCAAGGUGUGGGACUUGAAGAACAUGAGGUCACCCAUCGCGACUAUUCGCACUGACUCAGCUGUGAACAGGUGGGUGAGAGGAGGAAAGUGACAAGGUGUGAGAGACUGGAUUUUUGGAGCACUUGUGGCAGAAUAAUAUGGUUAUUAUUUAUCAACCCCCCCAAAAAGUCUAAUUUCAUCUCAGUCAAUUAGAGGAUUGAGCAAUCAUAAUUCAUUGUUUUAUACCAAUCAGAUUAUUAACAAGCUGUUAUGAUUCAUUCACAUUGUGGCUGUUUGGGUAAAGUUGUGACAGGGUCAUGUUUCCUAUUGUGUUACAUUCCCUCUUCUUUGACCAACGCUGUAAAAUGUCAAAGUCAAAUGUUGUCCCAUUCUUGCCUGGUAGAGGAUUUUAGCUGCUCAACAGUUCAGGGUCUCCUUUGUCCUGUUUUUGGUGUCAUGAUGCUUGAACAUGUUUUCAAUGGGGGACAAGUCAGGACUGCUGUCAGACCAGUUUCUCAGCAGCAGGACUCUUCUCCUACAGAGCCAUGCUGUUGUAAUCCCUGUUGUCAGAAUGUGGUUUUUCAGUGUCUUGCUGAAGUAUUUGAACUGGAAGCUGAUGAAAAGCCAGGUGGUGCUUCUCCCAUUCUCCCAGAGCAGUGGAUGCAGUGUGCAUGGUUUCCAAAAAGAAUGUCAAACUGGAUUUGUUAGAGCACAGGGCAGAGAGGUCGCCGGAGUUUGUGGAUUAUGUUGAUUUCUGAUUUCUUCUUGGGUUUUAAAGAGUGACCCUGAGUCGAUGCAGUGAUUUCUGCUCCAGAGUCCUGUCUUUGUUUAAUGCAGUGCUGUUUGAGGGCCUGCAGAUCAGGACCAUCCAGUCUUGGUUUUGGUCCUUGUUCCUUUCAUACAGAGAUUUCUCCCGAUUCUCUGAAUCUUUUAAUGAUAUUAUGAACUGCAGAUGAUGAAAUCCACUCACUCUUUCACAUUUGAAACUCAGGAACAUUAUUCUGAAACUGUUGAACUAUUAGCUCACACAGUCUCUCACACAGUGGUGAACCUCUUCAAAUCUUAUGAACCUUGCAUGUUUUUUGGAAUUGCUCAGAUUUUUCAGCGUUUUGUUGCCUCUGUCCUGUCUUUAAACAUAUGCAUCAAAUCUAAAAUGGGCAUAGAUAUGAAUGUUGCUCUUCAGGUUGUGUUUAUGAUUAACAUAUGUUUGAUAAACUAGUGCUUAAUUCUUUGACUCCAGCUGCAGAUGAAACUUGGAAUAUAGAUGAACAAACUUUGACCAAGAUACAACCUGAUCUGGCUUGAUAUCUUUCAGGAUAAGCGUCUCUGCCAACCAAAGGAUCAUCGCUCUGCCACAUGACAAUCGACAAGUCCGACUGUUUGACAUGAAUGGAGUAAGACUGGCCAGACUUCCACGCAGCAACAGAAUGGUGCGAAUAAAACCAGUUAUCUAUAGAUGACUAAAUCCACCAGAAAUGAAGGAAGUGCCGUAAAACUGCAUUCUUUGGGAUGUGAGGGUGGGUUGGGGGGUAAGACUGUCUGUAGGGAAGUCUAUGGGAGAAUGGUCUCGGUUCUUUUAUUAUUUCAGCAAACAUGUUUCCAAUGGGUCUAUGGUUUCAAUCCCUGCUUUCAAGGCAUCGUCAAAAUGGUGUGAUGUUUACUUUUUCAGUCUGGGGUUCUGGGGAGAAUUUCGCACAGGGUUACCUGUGAUUCACAUGCUGCUAUGAUAAGACUAUAAUUACCUUGCCCGGUGUUCAAUUGUACUUAAAACAAUAAGAGUUUUAAAACCCAUUUUUCAGUCUCACCAAAGUUCAAAGCCCAUUUAAUAUAUCAACAAAGGACCAGCAAACUGACCAUCGUAGUCAUUUGCAACUCCUACCCAACUUAUCGGUAUUGAAGUACCCUGACUUCUCACUCUUUAAACAAUAAUAACAAUAACAAUAAAAUAACAACAGCAGUGCCCAAAAUGCGUGUGGCUUUAACUGGACUGCAACCACCUCCUUUAUAAUAUUCAUGAUUUGACUUCUCCAACAGCAGCAUUUAAACUUACAAUCUGGAUGUCUUGUGUGUGCGCAGGGUCACAGGCGCAUGGUGUGUUGUACAGCCUGGAACGAAGAGAACCAGUCCUGUAACCUGUUCACCUGCGGCUUUGACCGACAGGCCAUCGGCUGGAACAUAAACAUCCCCGCCUUGCUGCAGGAAAAGUAAAGCCACUGACGCACAAACACGACAAAUACUCACACUGAUGCAGGAGACAUACUGUAAUCUGUGGCCUGGCACAUGCAUGUGUGUUUACCCUGUGAAGCAUUGUAGAUGUCAUGUAUUCCUCUGAUUUCAGGCUGCUAAAGUGUGUGAGGUAUUUAUUUAAUGAUGUUGUGAUUAGCAUUGUAUGACUAGAAUAUAUCCUGGUCCUUUUUUUUCUUUUGACAUAUUUGGGGUUUAAAUGAUGAAAAAGGUACAAUAAUAUUAGAAUUUCUUUUGUAGUUUUCUGAACCUGCAGCAGUGAAACAGUCUGUAGUGAGUGCAGCAUAAUUCUUGUGGUCUAUCAAAGUGUGUCCGCUGUUGUUGUUUCUGUCUCUGACAGGCUCAGAAUGUGAUACGAAGUGUCCUAACAAAGAUAUUUUUAGUUCAAAAUCAUUUUGAGCAUCAUCUCUUUUCGCAGUGGUGACUAUGAAGUUGUUUUAUUGGUCAGUGUGCUCCAUACUUGCUUCCAUUUUGGGAAAUUUUAGUUAAGAGUAUUCAAAAAAGAAAGUCAACAUGUCCUGAUGUUAGCAGUAGCUCAGACUUUAUAUCUUUAAAAACAUGACUGUGGUCAGUUCCACCUCUGCACAAUCUUCUAUAGUGUUGACAAACUCCAGUUAACUUUAAGUUAAGUCCCACCCCCUCUUGGUUUAAAUUGGUCAAUAGGGUGAAGGGACAUCAACAAGCGAUACCUGUUCCAGAAGUUCAACUACUUUCAACUGAGUGUUCAGUCAAAGAUUACAGUGUUUUUAUGGAGGUCUGAACUGCGUCGUUUUUGCACAAUGUUUGUACAUAAGAGUUAGUUAGGUGGACAUAUGAUUAGUUCAGAGCAAUCCUGGUAUUUAUGUAACAUACAAUAACAGUGAAGAAAUUAACGUUUGCCGCAGAGGUUGAUUAUAGACAAAAUGAAACAUGGUUGUACUCUCAGAAACAUCACUCAGUGGUUUCUGAAGAUGUGUUAUGAAGCUCAAAGAUAGCAGUGGCCUCAGAAUGUCCUCCUUGGCAUUUUUCACUUAGUCCACAAGGGGGCACCAGAAUCAAUACAAACCAAUAUUCCUCAUGGUGCUUUGGUAUACUCAAAACAUAAAAAUGUUUUCCUAACUGAUUUCACAAAUCAAAGAGCUUUGACAGGUUUUGUAGCUACAUGUUUCAUUCUGCUGUAAAAAUAAACAUUUCAACACAGGCUCCAAUAGGAAUUCAUUAGCUUUUAGAGACAGCCUUUUGGACACUUGGGGAACUGCACUUUUUUCACUUGUCUUGAUGUCUAUAGCAUGAAAGCCUCUGUUAUUGUUCUAAUCUUUUCUGUGUUGUCAGUGAAGUUUGGUGACUUUUAGUAAAAAUCCUAACAAAAUGCUCAUUCUCUGCAGGGAUCCUUCUGGUAUUGCCAUCAGAUACUAAAAAUGACAAUCUGAGCCUGUAAGUGACAAAAACAAGAACUUUUAGUAGACAUUCGCAUGCAGCUGCUCCUGAAGGUUAUGUUGAAGCCACAACCGCCUGUUUCACUGCUGCAGACUGAAGCAGUCCACAAACCCAUGAGAUAUUCUGAUUCCAAAUAUGUAAGAGUUUGAACUAAGACAGAAACACCUGAAUCAUCUGAAAGUCUUUGAUUCUCAAUUGGCGGGUCAGAGGCUGUGAGGCAGUGCACUUGCAAAUGUAACGCAGUUAUUCAUACUCCAGCACACUAGGUGGCAGUAAUGCACCACAACAUUGAUUUUAAGAGAGAAAUUCCAGUACUUCGGGCUGCAGAUGUCAAAUAAGGGGGACUGGACCAGUUAAGAACCAGCAUUUUAUGUGAUAGACAUGCUUUCAUCAUCUAGAGUGUGUCACAGAGCCACUCUUCUGUCUUAUUUAUGAAUUGUGAGUUGUAACACAGCCAUGCUGAUCCUUUGUUUUCUUUGAGUUUAAUGGUAUAUAUUUGACUCCAUAGUCAUAGGCUGCUGCUCACAGCACUGUUGUUUGGUUACUGCUGAAAUGUUGCAUGUAGAUACACUCAGUGUACCCGUUAAGUUAUAACUGUACAAUAAUAAGGCCUGCAGAGCUUAUAGUAAAACCUAUAACAAGUGGUACAUACAUGUGGCCUAAUUUAGUCACCUGCAGGGUGUUCUAGUUUCUGGAUUAAGUGUCUUACAGUCCUCCACCUUUUUCGGUGGAUUUUGGCAGAGAUUACAUAGUUCUGUGAAAUCUAUUUAAUCGUUUAUUCAGACAUUUCAUAUUUUCAUACCAUGAAGCAAACAUAUCAUGUUUAAUGCCUGCCAGAAUACCCAUGCAGCAUGCAGGGUUGUUCAUUUGUCUUAAACAGGCCUUGCUGUCCUCUGUGAAGGUUCGAGUCCUCGCCUGUUACCUUUUGCUUUCACUUCACAUCCAGCCUCCAUAUUUCAAGAUGAAGUUGUCAAUAUUUCAUAGAUAUGAUACUGUAACUCUGCCAUGUUCCAUGUUUACAGUAGGAUUUAAUUUUUUAUCUACUGCUUUAUUCUGCCAAAUGUCAAGAGCAUAGCAAUAACGAGAAAACAACUGCACAUCUGUAUCCUCUGAGGGUCUGUGAGUAAGAUGUGUUACCAGGAUAACACUCAAUAUAUGUUUCACGUGAAGAUGUCUUUUAGCCAUCAUAUAUGCCUGUGAGUCCUUGUGUCAGUAAAUUACAGGCCCAUCUCUCCCAGAGCCCUGUGUUGCUUUAAUCCCAAAGUUAACUUGUGUGUUUCUGCUCAUUCUUGUGCUUCAGAAACAGCCUGAAAAGAAGAUGUUUUUGUGUUUACACUUUAAGUUGAGAAAUCUGAAGCAGUUUUAAGACUAAAAGUGAAGCAAAUAUUCAGCUUAAAUCUCUUACUAAAGGUUAUUAUGGGGAUCUUUUUGGUUCGUUCCUGCUAGUUAAACACAGCUUGCAAGUAGUCAUUGUUUCAGUGAUUACUAGAGACAAUUUAUUUUUCCUCCUUCUCCAUGAAGAGUUUCUGCUUCAUCUGUCUCUACUCAGUCUUCCACUUACAUGCCUGCUGAAAUUUGACUCACUGCAGCACUAUGAAAUAGAUUUUCUGUCACAUGAUGAGAAAAGACGGUAAAAACAAUGCAGAAAUGCAGAAAUAGCUGCAUCAUGAUAUAGUUUGUUGAAAAAAAACCAUAUUCACACCCACAGCUUUAAAAUUCACCAUAUUUGAUGCAUUGGCAGAUGAAUAUCAACACAAAAGGCUUUUGUGACACAUUUCUACUUAAAUUUUUGAUCAAGUUGCACUUUUUUGCUUCUGUUUGUGUUUUAUGUUUUAAGCUAAAACUUGCUAAACUUUUGGUCUGAACACAACUUGUAAGCUUUUUUGCCUCUUGCCUCUUGCUUUUCAGUUGAUCCAAAGCAAUAUACCAGAUCCCCCGUGAGUCUGGUGCUCAAAGUGAAGCCCAUUUCUAAUUUCACUAAAUGUGACUCAUAAAAACAAAGAAUUAAAGUCUGACUUUAUCUAAAUUCAGUUAACUUUUUCUAAUUUACACUUGUGCAAAUUAUUAAAAAUGGAUUGAAACUGUAGUUUAUGAUUAAUGGAUGUUUAACUUAUUUCCAUGGAAGCCUUUAUUAGUGAUUAAAAAAGGAAAAAAAUGAAGCUUUGCCUUUAUGAUUAAAAAAAAGACAGGUCAUAAUAAUAAAACAAAAAGUCAUGAUGAGAUUAAUUUUAAUGUUAAAAAGUCUUCAAUAUAAAGUAAGAUGUCGUUAGUUUAAAAUAAACGUUACAAUUUGAAGAAUAAAAAGUUCCCAUUUUAAAUGAAAAGUCAAAAAACAAACAAACACAUAAAGUCAUAUGUUGCAAAAUUAAGAAACCUGUUAAAAAAAGAUAAAAUUUGGUUGGAUCAAAUGUCAAUGUUAUAGCAUAAAUAAGUAAGAACUCGGCAUUAUAAAAAAAAAAAUCAGAAUAAGGAGAUAAAGGUUGUAACUUUAAUGAAGUCAACAUUUUUAUGCAAUCAUUGUGUAUACAAUCAAGAGCCAUCUUAAAAGUCAUCAUUUUGGAUAUUAAUUCAGCAUUUGGACUAUUAUUUGGACUGAGUCACAAUUACAAGAGCUAGUUGUUCGUAAUGUCAUAAUAUUAAAGAGGACGUGAAACACUGAUCCAAGUUAUCAUUAUUUUUAAGAAUGCCUCUCGACUUCACAAAUCACUGUAUUCAUGACUCUCAAAAUGUAUUACAUCUCUAAAAAACUGUGACAGAAGUUUGACUUUAGCGACACUGCGGGGAACCGUAAAGCAGUGCCACUUUGCAUGACGUAAUCGGUGGUGUAGCCUGCGUAUUGACAAUUGAAUGAGAGCAGAUUAGGAUUAGUACUUGAGCCAAGAACCAAAAUUUCACAUAUCGGUACCACCUGGGUGGGCAAAUUCUAGUUGUGAUUUUUUUAUUGCUAUACAUCCCUACAAUAAGUUUUUAUAUGAUAGACCUUGGUAACUGGUAGCUUUAUUGUAGUUAUCACUCAUUAUAAUCAUAAUACAGGUGUGUAUAUAUAAGCUUCAAUUAGCCAAUUGUCAGGUCUAAAUCAAGGUCUUAAUUAAGGAUAUUUUUUGACUUAGAAGUAGAAGUAAAGUAAAUGCAGACUAAUAGCAUUAUAAUAAAACAACCUUAAUAUGACACUGACAUAUUUUAAAUGCAGGCACUCAAUAUACAGUACAAUCAUCCUGGCUGGUGCAGGGCAAGAAGACAUUAGCAACAAAAUAAGAUCUACUGAUGUAUACACUCUAUACAAUCAUCUGAGAAAAACUCAAAAUCCUAUUUAAAGUCCUAUUCUUUUCAUAAGGAACAGUGACAGCAAAUAUGAUUGUCAAGUUUUGGCUUAGUACAUAAUACUGUCACUGAGUCACAGUGGGUCUGUUAACAUAGCUCCUUUUGGUCAUCAUUUAUUAAUCAACAUCAGUAAUCGACAUCAGUAUCUGUAUCUUCUUCUACAUCUGAGUCUGCCAAGUGUGCAAGGGGCUCUUCCUCACUGUAUUGGUUGGCACAAGUUUGUAAUUUGCACAGGUUUGUGCACUUCAGCCCAUGGCUGAGACAGGUGCAGUCUGGUGGUUUGCAUGUCUUCACACACUUGCAGGAUAGCAACUGCAAGACUGCAUCUGGUGCAUUAAUAGGCAAUCCUGACAUGGUGGAAGCUGGCUGGACUCAACUUUAGCCAAGGUCCUGCAUGAAGGUGGUGAUAGUGAAAGGAUUGAUGUUGUCUUUGACGUUUACAUGGACAUGUCAAUCAAAAAUUCAGAAAGACUAAACAGAGGUGCAGACAUGGGGAUCCAGUUCAGAAACAUUGUUUCUGGCCACAAUAUUCAGCAGUGGAGGAAACUUCUCUGCAGCCCUGCCGACAAAGCCGGUCUCAUCAAGUUCUUGGUGGAGGAAUUGAGUUUUUCUCAGAUGAUUGUAUAGAGUGUAUACAUCAGUAGAUCUUAUUUUGUUGCUAAUGUCUUCUUGCCCUGCAUCAGCCAGGAUGAUUGUAUAAUGAGUGCUUGCAUUUAAAAUAUGUCAGUGUCAUAUUAAGGUUGUUUUAUUAUAAUGCUAUUAGUCUGCAUUUACUUUACUUCUACUUCUAAGUCAAAAAAUAUCCUUAAUUUAGACCUUGAUUUAGACCUGACAAUUGGCUAAUUGAAGCUUAUAUAUACACACCUGUAUUAAAAAAUUGCUUGAAAUACUAUUUAGGGGGUUAUUACAAGUCUCUAUGGCUAGCCAAUAGUUCAAACACACCUAAAUGAGAGGUUAAAAUGAAAGAAAGCUAAUUUUGAAGGAAGGCGAUUUUUCGUUUUUGAACAGCUGCACUCUAUUACUUUAAUGAGUGAUAACUACAAUAAAGCUACCAGUUACCAAGGUCUAUCAUAUAAAAACUUAUUGUAGGGAUGUAUAGCAAUAAAAAAAUCACAACUAGAAUUUGCCCACCCAGGUGGUACCGAUAUGUGAAAUCUUGGUUCUUGGCUCAAGUACUACUAUACCUGAAAGAACUGCUCCACCAUCAAAUUGGGCCACACCCACUUCAUCAACUCAUUUAAUUAGACACAGGUUUGAUUCAUUUAUAGAAAAGAGCAGUGUGACCCAAAAAGAGUAUGACUUUUAAUGUGCUUUUGACUUUCUGUGUUGCUUUUGGAGUUAACAAAAAUUCGCCUAUUGAGGAAAAUAACAAAAUGAGAAAAAAUAUAAAAAGCUACCCCUAUGAAAAGUCUAUCGUAUUUUAAUUUACUUAUAUUGACCCUAAAAACAAUUUAGUAUAUGUAAGGUUUUGCCCACCCAAGUGGUACCGACAUCUGGUCCGGCUCAAGGACUAGAUGGCUGAAAUGGCGAAUUGAGAGCCAAAGACGAGUAAACUCACUAGAGGAGGGGUAUUGUGUUUUGCGCCAGGCUGCUCCAAUCAAUUUUUUUAAAAUCGUUGCAUUUUCAUCAUUUGCCGCUGAAACGGCCGGUGUUUCUCUGCAGCUUUUCCGCAGCUCACACAUGCAUGCAGCAGCAGCAGCCAUCAGAUGUAAACAUCGGUAUUAAGUGUAAUAAACUUCAUCACCAGAGUCUCCACUGUUUAAGGGAGAUCUGACAUAAAAUAACGGAGGGGAAAAAGGCUUACUUUCACUCUGGUGUCUAAAACAGUCAGCAUUAUCAGUCAUCCAGCUCCAACAGGUUAAUAAUCCACGAUAUUAUUCCCGUUUACAUCCUGUUUGAAUCCCGUUUACAACCUCACGAUCAGCGUCUCAUCCAUUCGCAUGAAAAAUUAAAGUUUUUAGCGCUGUUUCUGGUCGGCUGGCUCAGUCGUUUAUUUCCUGGUCUUCUCCCACCGGGACAUGGACCGCGUCUUGGUUUUGAUGCGGUGAGUCAGUCACCGCCGGUCUGGACCUGUGGUCUUGACUCGGUACCAGGUCCAGAGAUGCUCCUGCGUUCGGUCUCUGUCAGGACACCUGAAGCUAAAGCGAACUAAAACUUUUUUCACACAUUGCAAAUGGAUGAAACGCGCUGACCGCGAGAAACGGGAUGUGAAUAAUAUCGAUGGAUUAUUAAACUGCUGGAGCUGGAUGACUGAUAAUGCUGACUGUUUUAGACUCCAGAGUGAAGGUAAGAAAUAUUUCCUGAAGGUUUGAUCAAGUGAGAUUCUGGUGAUGAGGUUUAUACAGUUAAUAUCAAUGUUUACUUCAGAUCGCUGCUCUGUGUGUGUGUGUGUGUGUGUGUGUGUGUGUGUGUGUGUGUGUGUGUGUGUGUGUGUGUGUGUGUGUGUGUGUGUGUGUGUGUGUGUGUGUGCUACUGCUCCUCCUCCUCCGCUUCUCCUUCUCGCUUACAUGGUCUCUUUCUGACCGUUCAAAAGCAUACGACAUUGGGUUGGAAGGAUAGACCGCCACCACAUCCAUCUCCGACAUCUUACAGCUGAGCGAUGGAGUCACGUACACUAAUUACUAUUUCACCAUUCUGUUCCUGCACUACCCGUGACGUCACAACUGUCGUAAACUCAGGAUGGCGCUGUGCUUAUGUCGUAAAUACACUCUUGAAAGCGGUUUUCCUAUUAAACAGCUGAUUUUUUGCACGAAAACAUAUUUCAGACUGUCUCCUAAUUGAUUUUUUUAAUACGUGAGGAUGCCAAUGUGGCGUGUUUCAUGUCCUCUUUAAAUGUUAUUGGUCUGAAGGAAAUAAUCAUAAGAUUACAAAAUCAUUAUAGACAUGAUCAUGAGAGAAGAGACAUGAUAAAAAAAGCCAAAUAUGAGACAAAAAGUCAAAGCUAUGAAAAAGAAGUUAUGGGAAUGACAUAAAAAGUCAUGAGACUAAAAGCAAUAACAAAGUAUUAAAAGUCAUGAUAGUGACCCAAAAAAGGUCAUGGUUCUCUUUCAAAUUUGUGGGGGGAAAAAAAGGACUUUUUUGAUGAAAAUGAGAUAAAAUUGUCAUUACCCCCAUCAUCACUGUGUAUAAUAUGAAAAUUAAACCACAGAAAUAGGCCUUUUAAUGUUUCAGCGCUGUAAAUGACCUCUAAAAUAUUCCCCCGUGUGCCUGCUGUGGAUGUAACUUGGUUUGAAAACUCUGUGCAUAAAUUACCAAAAGUGUAGGCUUCCUUUACCUCUAAAGUGGAGUCAGGUUGAGUUGAAGCAAGAACAUGAACAAUGUGUUUGAAACACCUUAGCAUUGCAUUAAAAAAGAUGUACAUUAGCCUUAUCAGGUUGAGUGUAGAUGCAUAUUUCCAAAAGCUUAAUGAAAAUCUAAUUGUGUCCAUGGACAAAGCAGAUAGGAUUUCACUCCCAUUUCAUUCAGGGGAGUCAAUCUGCCAUCCUCAGAAAUCAGUGUCAUUUUAAUCUGCAGGUAGAAAGAGAAGUCCUCCUUAUCCCAGCAUGUGAAUAAAACUCUGAGGAAAUAUGAUUUUGGAUGGAUACAUUAAAUUAUUGUUCACCAGAUUAAAAGUGUAAAAAGGUGGACAGGCUUCGUGUUCCUGCAGGGGAUCAAACUUCAUUACCUGGUCUACUUUUUAUUCUUUAUUGUGGUGGGUACGUGCUCUCUAACGCCUUCCAAUAAAAAUGUGUGAUUUCCUCUUUUCAGUCUGCCGUGUCUCUUUUCCAUCUUAUUUAACACAAACCUCUGUCACCAUUUUAUUCAGCUCAGUAAGAUAUGUAUCAUUAAUGAAAAUCACACUUCAAUCAUCUAGAUGUAAAUGUUGUAGCAACAAUGAACCAUGAUGUCUAGUGUUAAUGAAAAAGGAGGCAGAAGGUGGAGGAGUUUUUUUUUUUCUUCUUUUAAAUAUUACUGAUAGAACUCUUUGGAUUCCUAAUUUGCAAAAAGUUUCAUUGUUGCACUUUUUGUUUUGGAGGCAAUAUGGCAACUGCUCUGUCUGAUAUAGAACACAGGAUUUUUCAGGAAAAAGUGGUAAUUUUCUGUCCUCUUGACUGAGUUAGAGGUGGCCGAAGUCCAUUGAACCAGAAGCUCCUGUGCAGUAAUACUACAUUCAAUAUACAGUGGAUAUAAAAAGUCUACACACCCCUGUUCAGCUGCCAGGUUUUUGUCAUGUAAAAAAAAUUAAAUCAAGAUAAAUAAUUUCACAUCUUCUUCCACCUUUAAUGUGACCUAUAACCUGUACAACACAAUUGAAAAACAAAACUGGCAGUUGAACAGGGGUGUGUAGACUUGUUAUUAUAGCUAGAAUAACACUGUUAUGCUGUAGGAAACACUGAUUCAUGUAGUUUGCAGAGGGUUUGGUCUUUCGCAUAAAACCAAGAGUGUUGUUGCUUCUAGUUUAAUUUUGUCAAAUGAAAAAGCAGAAACUAGUGAUGGGUAAGCUUAGGAAGCAAAUCUCUUUGGACUGUCUGCAGAAUGACCACACUCUGCAGGUUUAGUCUCAUAUGUAAAAAGUAAAAGUUUCAACAGUUUGCAUUGUAUGAAAUAAAACUAAGUGCACCCCCUUA